Messenger RNA from Pelobates cultripes (western spadefoot toad), 49203 nucleotides. The record is from the annotation of a GenBank genome assembly. NCBI's taxonomy places the organism in Eukaryota, Metazoa, Chordata, Amphibia, Anura, Pelobatidae.
AGUGAUUGUCCUGCAUUUAGCUCACACGUCUGAAACAGACAAAGAUUUCCGUGAUGGCUUCUGCUAGCCUUUCCUUCAUCUGUGAGUAGUGAAUUAUUCUUAUUGUCAUUAUUAUUAGUAUGUACAUAGCACCAUCAGUUUUUACAAUGCUUAGCAAUUAUAGAAUGAGGAUAUUUCAUAAUAAGUAACUGAGUAACAAAAAUUAUUUGACAGAUACAAGAACUGAACAAUUGUGCUACAGCAUUUAAUACAGUGAAACAAUUAUCUGCUUACCCUAUAAAACAAGCUGGAAUAGGUAGGGGAUAGAUAAUAAUUUGGUAGUGCUUUGUCAACGUGCUUAUUUAGUUAUCAUCAUGGGUGACUUUAAUCUUCCUGAUAUGAAAUGGAAAACCAAAAGAGCUGCUUGUGCCAGGUGUCAGGGUUCUUACCUGAGAUGGGAGUCUGUAGCGCAGAUAUGUUUGCUCACCUUUGCAGAUAGACACAGUCCAAGGUGAACAGAUAAGAAGCCACCUGGACUGUGAUUUUGUGCAUGGGGGCUGUGCAGGAAAGGUGAUUCCAAUGCAGUACCGACAAGGACACAAACAGCAGGAUAGCCAAGGGAUAGCUGAAGUCAAAGGAUGCCAGGGGUCAGGAUUAAAGAAGUGUAGCCAAAGUCAAGGGAUGCCAGAGAUCAGGAUAAACGAAGACAGAAGCCAGGGUCAAUUUGGAGUAUAAGUUCAAGAGACUGGAACACAGGAACUGAACACAUACAACAGGAUCAACACAUUAUCACCAGAAUUAAAGAACUUACAAAGUUCCCAGGGCAAAGCAGUGUUUAAAUACCCGGUUGGUAAUCAAUCUGCCUCAGGUGAAGCACAGGUAUCAGCCACAGAUGGAGUCCAGACCCCUAGUGCUGCAGACAAAGCCAGGAAUAACAAAGAUAGAACAUAUUAAAACAGUGACUGAGUCACACCACACAAAAACAAAAGUUUUAAACUUUAGAAAAACAGACUUUUCUAAAAGUAGAAUAUGUGCAAAGGAGUCAUUAUCAGAAUUAAGUGGUUUAAAUAGAGUCCAGCAGAAAUGGGAAUAUUAAAAAGAUGCACUACUGAAGGCAACAGAAAAUUGCAUUAGGAUUGUCAGUAUGAGCAACAAAUUGAAGAAACCAUUGUGGUACUCCGCAGAAGUGGCCAAAAUAGUUAAAAAAAUAUAAAUGUUUUUUAUUUUUAUUUAGUAAUUUAAAAAAACAAAGUGACGAAGAUAGACAGAGCUAUAAGAUUAGGCAGAAAGAGGCAAAGCAAGUUAUAUGAGCUUCCAAACCAUACACAGGAGAGAAAAUAAGUAGUCAGUAAAAAUAGGGGAUAAAGCAUUUUUUAAGAACAAAAUAAGGAAGAUCUGUAGAAGAGGAUAAAGGUCUAGCUGCCUGCCUCAAUUAAUAUUUUUGUUCAGUAUUUACAGAUGAAAAUUAAGGAAAGGAGUCUCCGUUAGGAAAAAAGGCAAAUUAGCCAUUUGUCACAUAUACAUUUACAGAGGAGGAGGUUCUAUUUCAGAGGUCUAAAGUAAAUACAAAUAAGUGUAUGGGGCCUGAUGGGAUACACCCAAAGUUAUUAAAAGCAAAACCAUUAACAGAUUAAUUUAACCAUUCAUUGUUAACAGGAGUAGUCCCAGAAGAUUGGAAACUAGCAAAUGUUGUGCCAAUUCACAAGAAAGAUUGUAGGGAGGAGUCUGACAACUUUGGGCCAGUUAGACAAUUUCUUUCCUCCCUUAUUCCCCCUUCUUCUAAAUCUCUGAAUCUCUUUCUUUGUAGGUUCAGAGUUCUCAAAGGAAGCUCUCUCCAUUUCUGUCCUAAAAAAGGAAAGUUAAUAUUUGUAUUGUCCUCCAAAUUUCUUAAAGGGACACUCCAGGCACCCAGACCACUUAUGCCCAUUGAAGUGGUCUGGGUGCCAACUCCCACUAAAUUAUUGCAGUUUUCAUAAACUGCAAUAAUAUCAUUGCAGGGUUAACUCCUCCUCUAGUGGCUGUCUACCAGACAGCCACUAGAGGGCACUUCCUGGUUUCUAGCACAGGUUUUCUGUGCUAGAGUGUUGCUGACGUCCUCACGCGUAGCUCAAUUCCCCAUAGGAAAGCAUUUUUACUUCAAUCCAUUCCUGUGUUUGAUUAUUUUCUAUCAUGGGUUUUCUUAUUGGUUUAUCCAUAGUGGCUCUUUUGUAAUUUCCCUCAAAGUUUCUCUCAAGGUUUCUUUCGUAAUUUUGUCUAUAGUUAGUCCUUUUCUGUUUAUUUUUAUAAAAUUUAGGUCUUUUCCCAACAUUGUUGGUUGCAAUUGUUAAUAUCUCUUUCAUAUUUUCUCUUUUUUUGACUAAUGAUUGAUUCUCUUAGUAAGCCAGUAAUGGGUUCAAAAUCCUCCGUCCCAAUAAAAGUUUCUAAUUUGCUCCGUAUCUCAUUAAUAAUUUUAUCAAUUUCCUCCAAAUUUAUUACUCUCUGUUUAGUAAUUUACAUUAUUUUCAUCAUUUUUACGGUAAAGGAUUCAAGAGCCUCUUCACAAAUUUUAAUAAAAUGUUUAUCUUCACGAUCAAAAGGUAGGAUAUUUAGUAAAUCUUAGACCUCGUAGGGUAAAUGGUCCUUAAGGUACUUUUUCAUAGUAAAAAAGAGUGUGAAGAAGCCUUGGACAGCCGAAACACAUUAAAUACAACAUGAAAGCAUACCUAAUAUUGUUUUUAGGACUAAUAAAUAGUCCAUUUUAUUAUAUUUUACUUAUUUAUUUUCUACUUCCUGGCACCAUCAUAUCCUUAGGUGGGGAUUAUACCACCGAUGCUAUAUACACUAGAGCAAGUUUUGCUCUAGUAAAUGUAAAUACAUGACUUGAUUUUUCUUUUACACUUAACAGUACUUACUUCACCAUUGUAGUAUCUUUCUGUAUUUUUCUAUACAUGUCCAUCAUACUUCAUCCUAUUUGAGACGACAAAGACAUCGACACCUACACAUAUCCUUAGACGGGGAUUAUUCCGUCCACAUGCAUUACGGCAGAGCUCUAAGUUAGCUCUAGCAAAUGUGAGAUUAUCGCACUACUCUUCACCAACUGUACUGUACUGUACUAUUGUAUAAUUUUUUUGAGGUCAACUGUGUGUACAAUUACCAAAAGAAUUGUGUACAUAUAUUUAUAUAUAUUUUUUUUAUAUACUAUUUGGGACGCGGUCUCCUACCAUCUCUCUGUUCCACAUCCCAUUACUCACAAGGUCUGGGAAUUCUUGUACUGGUUACUGCAGCCCAAAGCUAUCCAUUUUUUUUUAUAUAGUGAGCGCCUGUUAUUUUUGUUUUCAUAUCUUAGCCAAAGAAUCAGAAAAAAAAAGAUAUUGAAACCCACAUGUUUAGGGAGCAACCUUUGGGGGCCAAUGUGUGGUUCUUUGACCUCAGAUCUCUACAGUUGGUGAAGGGACAGGAGGAUAUUUGUGCUCUUUUAUUUUCAUAUCAUUCAACUGCUUCUCAAAGCACUUGCCUAUUAAAACAAUAAAGACCAGUAGUGUUGGUGUUCUUCCAAGCUACUAAGACAAGGAGAUGCUGUAGACCAGGUGACUGUCGGGAAAUGGCUCUGGAGAACAUAAUUAUGAAGCACACCCCUCUUUUAGUUAUGUAACAUGGUAGGAUCGCUUUGAGUAGCCGGAUGUGAAGCAUGUGCAGGUCUCUGGCUAUGCUUUCUUUGAGAUUGUGGAGAAUAUCAGCUGCACGCUCUUCAUGGAUAGCGGAGGGGACAUAACAUAGAAAGGCAUGGACAUGUCAUGGCAAAUCUCUAUUAGCGUAAGAUGUCAUUUUUGGUUUUGGUUAUAGCCCCAGUUGUUUCAAGAACCCAACAACAAUUCUGCCAAAACCACAGUUCCCAGUUUUACAGUAGAGUGUGAGUACCAUAUUUACCUGUAUCCAGGAAAAAAGUAACAUUAUAUAUAACAACCAGCAUGCACAUGUUCCGUUGCUGGCCACGAAAUGUUACCAUUGAAAACCUAAACUUCCAAGUAUAAAUACAAAAUGAAAGCAUAGCAAAUACAUAUAUGUUUUUGGAAUGUUAAAGGAAUACAUACCAUAGUCAUUAAAUCCUCAUCAGUCAUCGCAUUCCUCAAUGAAGAGUCAUGCUGCACUUGAAUGGGGACACCGGACAGUCCACCUUUUUACACCUUUUUUAAGCCCUCCUCCUUCUUCACUUUCUUCUUUAUCAACUUCCCCCCUCUCUUUUAUCUCUUUUCUUUUGCUCAUUUAAUUUUUACAGCUCCCAAACUCUCUUCCUUUUCCUUUCUUCAGGAUCUUCAGCCCUCCUCCUGCUCCUCGCAUGGCACGAUAGCAAACACACACACACAGACAGCAAUAUCAGACACACACACACAUACAUGCAAAUCAAGUCGAAUCUCUACUCAAUAAUAUACAGUGCAAUAAUAUUACAGGUAUGCCCAAGGAAGCACAGAAAGACUACAGUACAGUCUAACCUGUUUUUUUAGACUUACCUUUAUCUUCAGGAACUGUGUUCCUGCUCCUCUUCUCUCUUCUUGUCUACUUCUGGGAAAAAAUUCCUCUUCUUCUCUUCUUUUCUGUGCUCCAAAGCACACUCCUCAGUCCGGAUCUGCAGAACACUGACACAAAAUGGUGGUGAAACAAAAUAGUGGCACACCUGGGCGAAAGUUCAUAAAGGUGGAAGUUCAUAAAGUGGGACUUCAUAAAGAGGGAAAUGCCUGUAUAAUAGAACAUUUAUUCAUACUUACCGUAAUUUUCUUUUCCUGGUCAUAGGCCAUGGCAGCACAACAUUGGGUAGCUCCUCCCUAUCCUCAUUGGACAGGAAGAAUAAUUAAGCCGUAUAAGUACCACCUCCUAUCCCUCCUUCCCCAGUCAUGUUUUACAGCAAUAGCCCAGGUGGGACCCUUGUGCUGCCAUGGCCUAUGACCAGGAAAAGAAAAUUACGGUAAGUAUGAAUAAAUUUUCGAUUUUCCUGGCCAUAUCCAUGGCAGCACAACAUUAGGGAGGGAGGGAAGAAAAACACAGACUCGAAAAUUUUGAAUGCAAAGUGUAUUAACACCAUUAACCAGUGAUAAACAAUGAAUCAUGUAUUGGAUACAGACAGAACAGAUUUAGCAAACUGAUCUGAUAGACCUGCUCUGACAUCAAUUUGAUAACUCCUAAUAAAGGUAUUGGUGGAAGACCAUGUGGCCGCCUUACAAAUGAGCUCAGGAGAGACAUUAGCCGCUGCUGCCCAAGAAGAUGAGAGGGCCCUAGUGGAAUGGGCUUUAAGACCCACAGCGACCGGAUAUCCAGAAGAAUGAUAGGCCUGUAUAAUGGCUGCCACUAUCCAUCUGCUAAUGGUAGAUUUAGGGGCUUGUAAGCCUUUCUUACUACCACUGUGAAGGACCAAGAGGCUUUGAGAAAUGCGCCAAGCAGCCAUCCUUUCAAUAUAUAUCCGAAGGCAUCUCACUAGGUCCAGAGAUGAUAGGUCAGCUGAACUCUCGCUUUCUUGGUAUUCAGGCAUCAGAGAUGGGAGAACAAUAUCUUUGUUAAUGUGAAAGGCAGAGGUGACUUUAGGUCUAAAUUCAGGAACAGUAUGGAGGAUAACUCUGUCCUUAUGAAAGACCGUAAAAGGUUCCUUACUGGAUAUGGCGUGGAGCUCCGAAACUCUCCUGCCGGAAGCUAGGGUGAUCAGUAAAGGUGUCUUGAUAGACAGAACCUGUAGAGGAACUGAUUCAAGGGGUUCAAAAGGUUCUAAUUUUAAGGCGUUCAGAACCAAAGGGAGAUUCCAGGAGGGAACAAAUGGCUUAAUUGGAGGUUUAAUUUUAAGGACUCCUUUAAGGAAUCUAAUAAAGUCUGAAUCCAAUGCCCAUCUAUGAUUGGUUAAAGCGGACAAAGCUGAGACAUGUACUUUUAGAGUAUUAUAACUCAGACCUUUAGAAAGUCCAGACUGUAGGGACUCCAAAAUAUCCGUGGAAGAGGGAUUCUGUAGAUCAAUGUUUUUAGGAAGAGCCCAGGUGGAAAAAACUUCCCACACUCUAUAAAAGGUGGCUGAAGUAGAAUGCUUACGUGCCUUCAGCAUAGUUUCUAUUACGGCCUGGAAGAAUCCUUUGUUCACAAGCCUGUUCCUUUCAGUCUCCAUGCCAUGAGAUUUAGUGAGACCGGGUUUGGAUGCAACACUGGGCCCUGGAACAGUAGAUCCGGAGUUCUGGGAAGUGGGAGAGGAGGUUCCACUGAAAGAUUCUGAAGCAGGGGAAACCAAGGCCUUCGAGGCCAAUAGGGAGCUAUCAGGAUGAGAGAUACCCUCUCUGUUCUCAUCCUCCUCAGGAUUGCGAAGAUCAGUGGGAAUGGAGGGAAUGCAUACCCUAUUUUAAAUCUCCAGGGACUGGAUAACGCGUCUCUUCCCAGUGCUAGAUGGUCUUCUUCUUUCGUGAAGUAAACCUUCACCUUCCUGUUGACACGGGUAGCUAGUAGGUCUAUUUGAGGGAAACCCCACUUGUCCACAAUCAUGCGGAAUGCUCUGUCCUAUAGGCACCAUUCUCCUGGGUCUAUCCUGGAUCUGCUGAGGAAAUCGGCUAAUUGAUUCCAUUUCCCUGGUAGAUGGCUGGCAGUAAGGCCUGCCAAGUUCCUCUGAACCCAUCCCAUCAGUUGUUUCAUAAUUACCAUCAUCUUGCCACUCCUGGUGCCUCCUUGGUGAUUGAUAUAGGAUACCAAGGUGGUGUUGUCUGUCCUUAUCUUUACCUAUUGGUCCUUGAUAUAUACCGAGAAAUGCUUCAGUGCUUUGAGGACAACAAGAAGUUCUAGUAGAUUGGAAUGCACAUUGUCUGUCGUGAAAUUCCAUUCUUCCUGUGCAAAGUGUUGGAGACAAUGUGCACCCCAUCCCCAUUGGCUGGCAUCUGUUGUAACUGCUAUCCAUGUGAUGUCUCCUAGCGGAAACCCCCUGGAAAGGUGUUCCUUGUUCAGCCACCAGAUCAGAGAAUGUCGUACGUCCCGGGAUAACUUGAUGGGUUGGAGUAGAUUCUUGGAAGCAAAUUGCGUCAGGAAAUUGGCUUGAAAUGGACUCAUCCUCCAUUGUGACCAUCUGGUCAGCCCUAUUGUGGAUGACAUAGAUCCAAGGAGGCUCAUUACUGUCUUUGCGGGAACAACACUGAACUUUAUUAUCUUUCUUACUUGUAUCCUGAGCUUCAAUAUUCUUGCCAUAGAAAGUCGGACGGUACCUCUCAGAGUGUCGAAGUGAGCACCUAAAUAGAUCAUAGAUUGAGUUGGGUGGAGGUGGCUCUUCUUGGUGUUGAUCUUCCAGCCGUGAGCUUGCAAAAACUGAAUGCUGGUAAUAGCUUGGGAGGUCAAUGAAUCUUUGCUGUUUCCUAUAAUUAGGAUGUCGUCCAAAUAAUGAUAGAUAGCUAUAUUCAGCUUUCUUAGUUCUGCGAUCAGAACUACCAAUACUUUUGUGAACGUCCUCGGGGCAGUGAUUAGUCCAAACGGGAGUGCUCUGAACUGGAAAUGACCCUCUUCUACGGCAAACCUCAAAAACCUUUGAUGGGAAAGGGCAAUGGGUAUGUGGAAGUAGGCGUCUAACAGGUCUAUAGAGAACAUCCAUUGGUUGUGUGAAACUACUUUUAUAAUGGACUGCAGGGAUUCCAUCUUGAAUCUGCAAAUGUGUAGAUGUUUGUUUAAUCUAUGCAGAUCCAGAAUAGGUCUCCAUCCUCCUGAGGAUUUCUUUGUUAGGAAGAUGUGAGAGUAGAAUCCCUGAUUUCUGUCGUUUGCCGGCACAGUUGUGAUGACAUUCUCUGCUUGCAAGGAUAGAAUUAAGUUUUGUAGAGCCAUACGCUUCUCCUUGUCCCCUGGCCACUUUGUGAGAUGAAAGGACCUGUUGGGAGGAUGCUUGAAAAAUUCUAGAAGGUAUCCUCUCCGAAUAAUAUCCAGUACCCAGCUGUCGCUUGUGGAUUCUUCCCAUCUGUGUAAAUAUUGGAGAAGACAGGCGCCGACCCCUUCGGACUUGGGAAUUAUAUAGUCAUGAAUUCCUGGGGUUCUUGGAGGAAAAAGCACCCCGUGACUUGCCUCCUGUUCCUCCAGAUUGGGCUCCUCUCCCUGGCUGAAAUCUGGAAUAUUCUCUGCCAGGCUUGUAAGAUCUACUAUCCCGAAAGGAAUGAUAUUCUUUUCGGGCACGAAAGGACCCUUUAUAUUUCCUUUCUUGAGGUAGGAAAGCCUUAUUACCUUCAGCCACUCUCUUUAUACAUUCGUCUAAGUUCUUACCAAACAACAUAUUCCUGUGGAAUGGCAAAGAACAUAAACUAUUUUUGGAGGAAGCAUCAGCUGCCCAAGACCUGAGCCAAAGUGCCCGUCUGGAGGAAAUCGAAAAGGGCAUAUUUCUAGCAAGAUUCCUUACUAGAUCCACUGCUGCUUCGGAUGAAAAUUCAAUUGCUAGAUGCAUAUCUCUUAGGCUAUCCACAAUGGAGGAACAGCUUCUGCCACUUCUGAUGUCCUCCUCCAGUUCUUGUAACCAUACUUUCAUAGCUCUUGUGACUGACGUGAGAGCAACGGCAGGGAGGAGACUUGCGCCUGAGGAUACAUAUGACUUGGAAAGGUAGUACUCCAUUUUACGAUCCAUUGGGUCCCUGAAUGAACCAGCAUCAUCCACAGGUAGGGUAGUAUGUUUAGCUAACCUGACAACUGCAGCAUCAACCUUGGGUGCAAAAUCCCAUGCUUCAGCAUCUUUGGGCUCGAAUGGGUAUAAUCUGGAGUAUUUCCCUUUGGCAGAUGAUCUCCUAUCAGAUCUAAACCAUUCCUCCUUAAAGGACCACUCUAGGCACCCAGACCACUUCAGCUUAAUGAAGUGGUCUGGGUGCCUGGUCCAGCUAGGCUUAACCCAUUCUUUUAUAAACAUAGCAGUUUCAGAGAAACUGCUAUGUUUAUGAAUGGGUUAAGCCUUCCCCCAAAGCCUCUAGUGGCUGUCUCAUUGAAAGCCGCUAGAGGCGCUUGCGUGAUUCUCACUGUGAAAAUCACAGUUAUGAAUGCUUUCCUAUGCGACCGGCUGAAUGCGCGCGCAGCUCCUGCCGCGUGUGCGCAUUCAGCCGAAGGGGAGGAGAGGAGGAGGAUCGGAGGAGGAGAGCUCCCCGCCCAGCGCUGGAAAAAGGUAAGUUUUAACCCCUUUCCCCCUUCCAGAGCCGGGGGGGGGGGGGUCCCUGAGGGCACUAUAGUGACGAGUAUGUUUUCCUGGCACUAUAGUGGUCCUUUAAUAAGAUCCCUGAUAGUUUCAUGCACCGGGAAAGUUGCUCUUUUUCUCGUAAGAUCAGAGAAGUAACGAUUGAAUGUAGAGGGUUCCUCCUCUGAGGGUUCCUUUCCAAAUAAUAUCCAUAAGUAAUGUAAUAGGUCCUUUCACUUGCUACCCCUGAGGUCACUGCAAGAUAAUGGAAAGGAAAAACCCCCGGUCACUAAAGGGGUUUUCUCCAGGGGGACACCUUUGCGCAGGGCCGUAUACUGGAGACUUCCCAGGGGAGAGAGGGUGAACUCCCCAGGGGCUGGAGGAACUAAUCCUCAGGUAAGCCAUAAAAGAAAAAUGUAAGGUCCAAAGGACCGACGACCGACAUGUCCUAGAGGAUAGGACAGGAAAAAAAGACUGGGGAAGGAGGGGUAGGAGGUACUUAUACGGCUUAAUUAUUUUUCCUGUCCAAUGAGGAUAGGGAGGAGCUACCCAAUGUUGUGCUGCCAUGGAUAUGGCCAGGAAAUAAAUAUAUAUGUAGAGAAAGAGAGUGCAGUACAUUUCUUGAUUAUAUUGCUUUUUGUAAUGAUACCAAUUUUUAUUAUUGUUUUAUAAUUUUGCAGAUGGCUUUCUGGCUGGAUUCUUCAUUACAUGGGGUGAGUGUCUAAUAUCAUAUAUAUUUACACAAAUUAUAUGGCUUUUUUCACAAAACAAUUUCAGUACAUAAAUUUAAAAAAAACAUUGAGUUUGUUUUGCAUUUGGGAGACAUUGUGCUGAUUUCAAUCCUGCCAUCUUUGGACCCCUCAAUUUUUCUCCCCAGUAUUAACAUACAUUUGGCACUGAGCAGUUAUGGGUAGUUUAACCCGUACCAUGCACAAGGAAUAAGCAAACAAACAAACAAACCUUGGUAUAAAUAUACAGAAACCAUCUUUAUAUAUGCAUUUAUUAUUUUUGAAGUGUAAAACCAGUCAAGUUUAUUCACUAAAAUUGUUGGACUUUUUUAGGCCAAAAUAGCUAUAUUGGAAACAUAGACACAUUGACAAUUUAUCUAAGUAGAUCAUAAUAUAUAGGGCAUGAGCAAUACACAGGGUUCAAAGCAUUGCACAGAGUGCUCCACUAAUCAUAAAUAAAUCGAAUGGAUAUUUUCUGCUUGUUCUGUCACAUACAACUGAGGCCUCAACUGAGUAUUUAGUAAAUUUGGUAUUGUUAAUUAAAAAUCCAGAGCGAUACAAUGGAAAUGAUUUGUCAUUUAAAAAAACAAACCAACCAACCCUACCCCUAAAAUCUGCUUUGCUUUCAGAGGUAGGUGUCACUGGAUUAUUUUAAAAUGAAUCUUUAAACAUAUUAUCCCAUUUUCUGAACAGGUUUGGGAGAGUCGCCAGCAGUAACAAUCACAGCCAUUCCUGGCAGCGUGGUUAAAAAAGGCCAAAAUUUAACUCUCCGAUGUGAAGCUGAAAAGGAAGGGAAGCGUUUCUGUUUUCUAAUUGAGGGAACACGUCCAUUCCAUUGUGAGGAUAUUAAAGGGAAAGUGGCAACAGUUACUAUCAAUAAUACAAAACAGUUAGAUAGCGGAUCAUAUUAUUGCACUUCUCUGGGUAUUUAUGAACAAAUUACUACCAGCACUAUUCUCCCAAUAUGGAUAAUAGGUGAGUAGCUUUUAUUUACAUUUCUCAAUCAGAGUGUAUUACAGAUAUCUGGUUCAGUAUUGUAAUGUAAUAAACUUGUCACAUGCUUACCUUCCUAUAGUAGGAGGUGAGAAUUCAGGAUGGGGUGGGUGGAUAAGUGAUGCAGCAAAGGAUAGGUCUAUUCGUAAAAGUGUCUUGGAUAUAAAAGGGACGGCGCCACCCAUAAAGUGGCCAUGGCAAUGGACAACAGCACUCAACCCUUCUGAAGUUCUCUGUCUUGUGGGUGGAUUUAAUCUGAUAUACACAUUUUAAAAUGUUAAAGCCCCGAGUUAUUAGCCUUUCUCAGUGUUCUCAUAUUCUCUGUUUUGACUGUUUUGGAUUGUGUAGAUCAAAAACAGAAAGCAUUAUGUAUAACAUACAGCAAUGUGCGGUUGUAUUUAUCCCAUCAUCUAAAAAGUCAUUCUAUUCUUAAUUCUAUGUGCCUACAGAUUGAUUUACUAGAGCCCUUUGCAUAACUGACAAUCUUCCCUGCUCAUCUUUCAGGACAGAGGUGGCCAAGGAAGAGAGCAGGUUGCACAGGGCAAUAUGUAAGGCUGAGCACGUAGUGGGCCCAUCUCUAAAGAGGUUUGCAGGCUGAGUAACAAAUGCCCCCCUCAAGGCAGACCUUGCAUGGGGUUCUGAUGAAGCACUCUGUGCAUCCAAUACUCUCCUGCAUUUCAAAAUCUGCCAGCAUAUUGCAAAAUGUGGUUGAGGUCUAUGGGACCUCUUUUACUGGGACAGCACCCCAAAAUACUGGACUGUCCUAGCAAAUUCAGGACUGUUGGCACUUAUGUCAUUGCUUUAUAUUUUUGUCUUUUGGCAUCUUAGGACACUAUUUAAGCUUGCGCUGCAGAAAGCAUCAGGAUGAUGGCUUUCCAAGUAAGUGGGUUAAUCUCAUAAGAACACGUAUUAGGUUGUUAGAGUAGGACCCGACAUAAAUGGGGUAGAAUGGCGUUGUGGCAGGUUUAUGCAUUGUAUGAUCACAUACUGUAGCUGUUUGCUAAAGCUGUAUGAUGGCAGUAUAAUUAACUCUUUAUGUGGCAGAGCAGCAAGAAUGAGAUGAUCAGCUUUCACUGAUGUUCUACACUAAAAAUACAUUUAAAAAGAAUUUAACCAAAGGAGGUCCAGGUAGUGACCUCUCCUAUUUCUCAGCCCUGUGAGCAUGAGUGAAAGGCAGGAGAUAUGUAUUUGGUAUGGAUCUAAUUAAUUGCCUGUAGCUUUUUCUCCACCCAAGUAUUAUGGGGUAGAAGGUAAAAGAAUGACCAACUUGGUUGGCCCUAUUUUUCACCCAUUUAGUGAUAGGGAAGAGGGCAAUAAAUAACAGGCCACCAAUCCCCCUACUCCAAUACCAAGAAACACUCAGACCCCUGGUCCUGCUAAAUAUAUGGCCAGAGAGUGUGAUCCCUUUAGAGCAGGGAUCCUCAAACUCCGGCCCCCCAGAGGUUUUGCUGAACUACAACUCCCAUGAUUCUUUGAAUUACAUAGAUAGCCAGAGAAUCAUGGGAGUUGUAGUUCAGCAACAUCUGGGGGGCCGGAGUUUGAGGACCCCUGCUUUAGAGGUACUAAGCACAGGGAAUUCAGUGGGGAAAAAAAAUGAGAAUUAUUCGGUCAGCAAAGUUUAUGCAUAUAUCAGGAAAAUGCUAAACACAAAGUUAAACUAGAUAAAAAAAAGUUCGGGAGAGUAAUUUCUUUAUUUUUAUUUCACAACACAUACAAAUUGGAACCUAUUGACUCUUGUUGCAAAGUGGGAACAAGGGUCACAGAGUGCCCAGGAGCUCCAAAGACAGAGUCGCAAUGACAGGGUGUGCAGCGAUAGGCUGUGCCUCUCAUAUUAGACCCCACAGAAAAGUGCAGGGAAUUGAUUAAUAUUGGCUUUAGUGGCCAUGCUCCUUUACCUGUUUUUAAUUAUUUCACUUAAGACACUUUGUGUGCGCUUUCUAAAUGGGAACAAUACCAUGUUAGUUGAGAUCCCCCUUGAGGAAGGCGUAGUGCCGAAACUUUGAAGUGCCGUGGUCUUCAGCUCGGGUCAGUAUACUUGUUGUUACAAUUUGGUUAAGGCAUUGAGCACUUUAUUUGCCUAGGUUAUGUGGUUAUUUGUAAGGUGAAUACUCUGCAUGUUUGCACUUUACUAUCUGUAUGUGUUUACUAAUGCAUUAUGUGAAUAAAAACCUUUUGUGCAAUACUUUUUUGGUGUGCUAUUACAUAGUUACAUAGUUUCAUAGCUGAAAAGAGACUUGCGUCCAUCAAGUUCAUCCUUUUUCACAUAUGUUUUUGCUAUGGGUUUAUUUGUUCCCUAUUAAGGGUUAAUAAAUAUAUAGGGGUGUAUAUAAAAAAAAUACCCCUCUCUGUCUCACUAAAAAUCUUUGCCAGAAGCUCAAAGAAGCAAGGUGAAGGGUCAGCGUAGGACCCGCUUAGGGGGGUCUGCCUUGACGUUGGCAGGUGGGCAUUCCCUCCAAUGGCUAUUGGAGUAACUAAGUGACCUCCAUUUGUCUAAAUAUACAUAGGGAUUAAGGAGAGAGCGCAGGUAACUUGUUUUUCUUUGUUUUUUUACUAUAGAUUCGGGCUGAUGUGUACUGUAGUCAUUGCUGCCGCCCAGUAGUGAUGGGAGUGAGCGCAGGACUUAUUUUUCUGCAUUUGUAUCCAUUUUUUGUAUCACUCAGCCUUGUUACAAUGCUGCCACCCAUCCCAUGUGUUCCCUAUUAAGGGUUAAUAAAUAUAUAGGGGUGUACAUAAAAAAUACCCCUUUCUGUCUCAUUAGAGAUCUUUGCCAGAAGCUCAAAGAAGCAAGGUGAAGGGUCAGCGUAGGACCCGCUUAGGGGGGUCUGCCUUGACGUUGGCAGGCGGGCAUUCCCUCCAAUGGCCAUUGGAGUAACUAAAUGACCUCCAUUUGUCUAAAUAUACAUAGGGAUUAAGGAGAGAGCGCAGGUAACUUGUUUUUCAUGUAUUUGUUUUAUAGAUAGUCACGCACACAGUUAGACAGUCUCACAUUCACACACAGUUACAGGCAGACAGCCAUGCACACACUUACAGGCAGAAAGGUAGACACACACACACACAAAUGCAGACAGUCACACACACAGUUACAGACAGUCACAAACACACACACACACACACGGUUACACACAGACAGUCUCACACACAGUUACAGACAGCAAACACACUGUGUUAGAGGCAGAUAGUCAAACACACAGUUACAGACAGUCAGACACACACACACACACUUACAGACAGACAGACACAGACACACACAGACUUACAGCCAGUUAGUCAGACACACACACAGUUACAGGCAGACAUUCACAAACACACAGCUGCAAACAGUCACAAACUGUCAAACACACAGUUACAGGCAGACAUACACACUGUUACACACAGGUACAGGCAGACAGUUAUAUCUUUCCAUUAUGGGCUGGAAGGGGAGCAGGGGCACUGAAUUACCUGAAGUCUAGUUGUUGGGGAAGCUUCCUGCUUCCUCCUCUGUGUGCAAAAGUUACAAGGCUGCCUGCUCAGGCUCCAUUGUCCAUUUUAGCUCCAUUUAGCUCUGCCUCCACCACUCAGUCAGCUCCGCCCCUUCUGCCUUGUAUGUACGUAGUGGGGAAUCGUGAUGCAGCCUAGAACAAAAACUAACCCCAUUCAUAAAUAUACUAAUAGGGCGGGCGGGAGGGAAGCUGUUUGCUGGCCCGAAUCCCAAGUGGCACUGAGGUAAGACCUCCCCCACACUAACUUACACAGAACAUAAUCCCACCCACACACUCUUUCCCAACCAAUCCCAUGCAUCUAUCCCCACACUCCUACAUGUGCCCUUGUCCGCUUAGCUGCGCUAUUUGCCUAGGGCCUUAUUAGGUUCUCUGAUAGACCUGUGGGAAGGAUAAUGAAAUCCUCCACCCAGGUGCCAUGCGUCCAUGCUACAUAGCGCAAUCUAUUUUAUUGGAGUGCUCUGUGCCCCCACUCCCUCAUACCUGUCACCCAGGGCAUGUGCGAGCAUUGUUGCUCACAUGGUGCCACUGCUGUCAUGAUGUCCUGUUUGGCCACACAGCUCGCACAUCCCUGUAUAAACCAAAAGCACUCCAUCAAGUUAAAGUUGACAUACGCAUACUGGAAACUAUAGUUCUCACCCAUACAUUCUUCACUAUCUCUGAUCAAUGAAGCCAUCAUCAUAGAAGAGACCUGUACAAAUGUUAAAGAAAUUAGUGAAUACUAUUACAGGGAGACUCUGACAUUAGAAACUGAAACGUGUAUUUUUUAUGUCACAGUAUUGUCCUGUAUGUUUGGAUGUAGCCUCCCAGUAACCAUUAAAUAAAGAAAAUGUGCAUACCUUAAAUUACAUAAUAAAACAGUUGUUUGGUUGCGCCACAGAUCUUUUUGUUAAAAGUUUGAUAAUAAAUAUUGUACUUACAGUAAAAGUCAAAUAUCAAGGUAUACAGUCCAACGAUAAUUUAUGGAAGUUAGCAGAAAGUCCGGUUAUAGUAAUGAAGCGUAGCCCUAUUGUAUUUUUCUUUCGUGGGAGUCUUGGAGUCGCAGUUUCUCUUCAUCCAAUUAAACCAUAGGGUAAGAAAAAAACCUCAAAUGGUAUAGUAUUUUACAGGCACGUGAAGUAUAAGUUCGUAUUAGUCCUACUUUCUUAAAUUACACAAGGCUGCUGCCUCUCCCCUGGCUGAGAUGAUCAUUUUUUAUGAUUGCAGCCAGUCCAGUGCUCCACCAUCACAACUACGUGCAGUGCCAAUCAGCAACUGCUCAUAGACCUGCAGUAUACCAAGGCAAGUGCAUGGGGUCUGUUUGUCACCUUCAUGCAGAGUGUGAAGAUGCCGAUUGCCAGUCAUGCAAAUAGGAAGCACCUUUAGUGGCAGUUUCAGUCACAACCACUAGAUUUGUCCAUAAGGAAAAAUGUAAACACUGCCUUUAUAUAGAAAAUCUGGUGUUUAAAAAUGAGAGACUACAGGUUUAGUAGUUCUGGUGCUUUUCAAGUCUUUAAGCAAAUGUGAAAUUUGUAUAAUAAAACCCACUGAUUUAGAUCCCUAAAAUCUUUGCAUUGCCCCAGCCAGGUGUACCAGAUAACUGUUUACUGCACGUAAUAAUGCACUUAUUAUGUACACUACCCUUAAUACACGCUGUAAUACUAAACGAAAUUUACAUGACAGAAAUAAUGAAUUUAAUUUAAAAAACAUGUCUGGUCACCUGUAUUGAUAUCUGCUGUGUCUUUUUACACUAACACAUGUUAUGUAUGUUGAACUUUUUUAGAUCUGAAAAAGCCAAUACUGGAUAAGGAGAGUGAUCCUGAGGAUAACACAAAAAUCAGAUUUCGUUGUACUGCUCUAUCAUCAGAUUAUCAAAUUGUUAAUUUUUUUCUAUUGCAUAAUACUACUAGAGUCAAAGAUAGUAAGUCUAACAUGAACUCACUAACAACCGUUUUCUCAGUAUUUGCCAAUGGUGGUUCUAUAUUCAGAUGCUCUUAUCAAGUAGAAAUCAGAACUGAAACUGUGAAGUAUAUGGAAUCUCCACAGAGUGAUCCUGUGCUCAUAGGUAAGUACUAUGUCAGACAAAUUGUAAAACUACAUCCACAUUAACAGAUUCCCUUAGAGGCCUGAUCUGAUUCACCUAAUAAGUUAUUGGAGCCCUCUUCGCAGUCCAUAUUCUUUUUGAAUUGCAAAGUACUAGAUAUUUUUUAAGUAAAAUGUGCAGUAUUUAAACUGUAAAGGAUAUAUUGUAUUAGUAUCGUUUCCAAAAGGAAUAUUAGGCCGAUCAGAUUUCCAUAAAGAUUUCCAGAAACUCACAAUAUGGGCACAUCAUUAUUCUGGAAAAUAUAUACAUCAGAGAAUGCCACUACUCCCAUAAGUUGCCCUCUGCAUGUAUAAUUAUACUGAGGCAAUACCAGGCCUAACAACACCACAAAAUGGUUGCCUGUACCAUUAGGUAUGCACUAUCAGAUUAACGGUGGAUGUUGUUGAAGAAAUCCUUUGGCCUUCUCAAAAUAAAUUUGUCCAUACUGUGAAAACAAGAUGAAUUAAUUUUGUGGCCGAGACUUAAAUAUAAAUAUUAAUGGUAUAAUGGUUGAAUAUGUAGAAAGAAAAUACACAAAACAUUUGUAAUAUUAUAUGUCACUACUCCAUAUUAAUUCUCCUUGACCUCUGUGCUGCCUUUGACACCGUUGAUCAUGCUCUCCUCCUUCAAACUCUUCAAUCGCUCGGUCUCUGUGACUCUGUCCUUUCUUGGUUUUCCUCCUAUCUCUCCAAGGAUACCUCCUCCCCUCAUCCUGUCUCGGUUGGAGUUCCCCAAGGCUCUGUCCAAAGCCGUAUUGUCCCGCUACAGUCUGUAAUGAAUGCUGCAGCUAGACUGAUUUUCCUCUCUAGUCGGUCUUCUAACACCUCACCCCUCUGCCAGUCCUUACAUUGGCUUCCUGUAUCCUAUAGGAGUCAAUUCAAAGUGCUAAGCCAUACAUUUAAAGCACUGAAUAAUUCUAGCCCCUCAUAUAUCUCGUCACUGAUCCAUAGGUAUGCCCCUCCUCGUUCCCUCCGCUCUGCCCGUGACCACCUCCUGACCGCUGUUCGCACUCGUACGGCCAACUCACGCUUGCAGGACCUCUCACGGACGGCUACUUUCCUAUGGAAUAGCCUGCCUACCGCCAUUAGACUCUCCCCUAGUCUUCAAUCAUUUAAGAAGGGCCUUAAAACCCAUCUCUUCAGGAAAGCUUAUGGCCUCCCAGAGUAACCUCUGCCUUACAUACCUAUCUCUUGCUCUCUCCUGUAGGGCAGCUGUCUACCCUCUCCUCCAGCUCUGCUUCACUCCCACCCUAUUUGAUUGCUGUUUCCUGUCCUAACGUGUCUUAUACCCCACCUGCUAUAAACUGUAAGCUCGUUUGAGCAGGGUCAUCUUCAACCUAUUGUUCCUGUAAGUUUUCUUGUAAUUGUCCUAUUUAUAGUUACAUCCACCCUCUCAUAAUAUUGUAAAGCACUAUGGAAUCUAUUGGCGCUAUAUAAAUGGCAAUAAUAAUAAUAAUGUCAAUUUACUACAAUAAAUUAUAGGUAACAGACUAAUAAUAAAACAAAUUAUAGCAAGUAAAAGAGAAUUACUAAAAUAAUACCAUACAGAAAUUAACAAACUAAACAUAUAACUUACAAAGUUAUAGAAGUGAGGUGAUAUUCUUUGCUACGCCCUGGGGAAUGACUGUGAUAAAUCUUAACUCUCCUUUUUAUUCCCAAUGAAAUGCUUUUCUAGAGUAGGCUGUUCUGUGAUGUCACUGCCAGACACAUGACAUACGGAAAUCAUAUGGUAGAAACUAGUCCUUUAACCCCUUAAGGACACAUGACAUGUGUGACAUGUCAUGAUUCCCUUUUAUUCCAGAAGUUUGGUCCUUAAGGGGUUAAGCUUAAAUUAUAACAUAAAACAUUAAUGAAAAUCAUACAACGAUGGACUUUAUGGUACAUCAGACCAUAUUUUUAUUUCAUUGCUCAGGUACCCAUGUUGAGUUACGCUCCCUUGAAUGUAGGAAAGUUGAUGGUGCAGAGCAGAUGUCAAUUGCCAGCCUCUGAAAUACACCCAUUCUCAAAACCUUUGCAUUCCAGUUUUCUGAGCAAACCUGACAGUGGGAACUAUUUGAAGGGUUAAUUUCAGGUUGCUGGGUUCAAACAAUAAUCUGGAGCACCUGAUGCUGCUGUACUGCAUUUGUCGGUACAUUGGGGGGGGGGGUCAAGCUCCACUAUCACACUCUUUUUUUCCAUUACACUGGAUUUGUGCUGUAUGUUGAGGUCACUAACCAAAGCACAAUACAUUGUGAGUCUUCUCUACCCUCAACAUCCUUUAAUCAUUAUGAGAAAACUACUAUGACAUCUAUAUUACUGAUGUAAUUCUUCUUUUUUAAUGUGAUUUAUUUUUCUUUGACAUUGGGCUACAAUUACAACACUGAAGUUUUUUUAAGUCUGAAAACCACAAGGAGCCAUAAUACAUAGUUCUAUUCUUUUUUUUUUACUUUCCUAAUCUACCUUUCUUGUUUCUAAUCUAUACCUUACAUGUUGGAGUCUUUACCAUUCCUUAAGCAGAUAAGCAGAAUUUUUAUGAUGGCACGGAUAAGACGUAUAGAGUUCUCUAUAAGAAGAUGGCAUGGAAUAACCUUUCUAUGAGAUGGUCCUAGAAUAGAUCGUGUUUGCAGACUCAAUUUCUGAGGCACACUUCCCACCUUUUUCCAAAAUCCUGAUUGUGCAAUGCUUGUAUUCACCUAGCACUCUGGCCACUCAUGAGAAUUCUCUCCCUCAAUUCCUUAAGCCUCAAGACUGAGUUUUCUGCUUCACUCUUCAGUCCUGAGAGAUGUCUUUCUUUCCAACAGUACUUUUAUGGACUGUUUGAGCUCUUUACUCAGAUCACCUGUGCAGAAAUGCCCAUAAAAUAGCUUACAAAAGAAAGACACACCAGAUGUAGCAUACAUUGAAAAGGUUUAUUGAGAACAUGCCAUUGACGGGUUCUGAAGACACAAUAAUAAACCAGAAAACUGUCUUUUAGGAACUUAAUAUGGCAAACUUUUUCCAAAAUACAUGUUUCACUGUUGCAUUUCUUUUAAUUUGAAUGUUUUUAAGAUUUUUGGACUAAGUUUAGGUUCACUUGGUCCCAUUUUGGGAAUGUGGGGGUUAUUUUUUGUAGUAGCGCCAUAGGGCUUUGACACCCUCUAUCCUAAAGACUCUUAGCACAAGGGGGAGGGACUGGGCAUUCCAUGGUUCUCUGUUGUGACAGAGUGCAUGAUCACCCAAAAAAACACAUUUAUUAAUACUCUUAAAACCAUAGGCUAAGGAAAUAGGAUGUUGACAACCAUAUACAUUCUAAAAACAAAGAGAAUGUUACCUGCACUCUGGCCUAAAUCCCCAUGUACAUUUAAAAAAAAAUGGAGGCUCUUUAGUUUUUUUCCAAUGGCCAUUUGAAUAUAUAAGCUCACUUGCCACGUCAAGGCAAGCCUCAAGAGGCGAGUCCUACACUAGCCAUUAGAUUUGCUGAUAUCAGCCAAGAAUCUCCAAUAAGACAGGAAGGGGUAUUUUAUAAACCCUUUCAUAUUUAACCCUUUAUAAGACUUCUGCACAUACAAUAAACUUUGCUGGUAUCAGACAAAGUGUAAACAUCUCUAAUGAGACAUGAAGGGGUGUUUUAUAAACCCCUAUAUACCCUGAAUAGGGCUAUAACAUAUAAAUCACCUUGCUGGCAAUUAUUGGAGAUUCUUGGCUGAUAUCAGCAAAUCUAAUGGCUAGAGUAGGACUCGCGUCUUGAGGCUUGCCUUGACGUGGCAGGUGAGCUUAUAAAUUCAAAUGGCCAUUGGAAUAAAACUAAAGAGUCUCCAUUUUGUUUAAAUGUACAUGGGGAUUUAGGCCAGAGCGCAGGUAACGUUCUCUUUGUUUUUACUAUGUAUUUUGAGCUGUUGGAUACUGAGCUACUGCUGCUGUAAGUGCAGUGCUUUAUAUUUGUGUAAUCAUAUACAUUCACCCUCUUUGUUUGUAAAUAUAUAUAUUUAAACAAGCAGUGUCUGAUAUGUCCUUGGAGUAUAUAUAUUGUAACAAACCACCUCUUUUACAGGUAGGAUUGUCACAGAUCUUGCAGUAACCACAGCCUUCUAGGGUAUACAAAGUCCAGGACACAUUCAACUCGGUUUUUCCUUUUUAUUCAGUAAGAAAACAGGUGCUUUAAAUAAUAACAAAACAAACAAAAUCCCUUGCUCUUACUUGAGCUCUUACUAGACAGGAAUUGCUAUCUGCAAUUGGGUGGCUUUCCCACUUACCAAUUUUCCAAACAAAAGAAAUGUCUUUGCAAUAAACACAAUUGCCUUUCACUGUCUUUUCCUCCCUCACUCUGCAGCAGGCUGCUCUCUUCUUUUAAAGGCCUGUCUACUAACUGACUGGCUACAGGUGAGUGCCAAUUAACUAACUCGUAAGUCAGAUCCAAAUAGUGGUCUGUUACACAGCAACUAAUGCUGUUGGAGCAUUGGCCCACCCUGCUCUCCAAAUACUCCGCCCCAGGGACCCAUACCAUGUUUUGCAGAACCUCAGCAAUGUAGAUUGCAAACUCUAACAUCUCUCCCUGGGGCAUUUAACUGAAAAUUCUCAGGUUGCUGUUUAACAAAUCAGGCCUGAUGUAUCUUCCAUCAACCACAAUUCCACUUUUACGCUCACAAUAUAUAACCAUAAAAAGAAGAAGAAAUAGGAAACUGAUAGUGAAGUACGUAAAAUAUACAGUAAGGUGACGGUAAAUACAUUUAUUUGCACUCACACUUUAUAGGAGCUUAGGUGCAGCUCCAACUUAGAUGCCAGGGUGGAAUAAUCCCCACCUGAAGAUAUGGUGGAGUACAGACUCCAUAGGAGGUUUUUGUGGAUGCAGCUUCUCUUGCAGAUAUGUAGAACUAUAUAAAACAAUGGCUUUCUGAAUGGUGAAAAGCGUUAAGUGUAUUUAAAUGUUGUUUUAUAUACGGUAGUUCUUUAACCCUAUUUUUUAAAUUUAAUGUUUUUUUAUUAAUAAAAGUACUUUUUUUGGACCUGUUUGCUGCUGAAUUCCUCUACUCCAUAUCCUUGAUGGGGAUAAUACCACCUAAGCCUGCUGGACAGAGCAAUCCCUAUUUGCUGUAUCAAAUGUCAAUAGUUUUUUGUCCAUUUAAUUUUAUUCACCACUUUUUACAGUCUAUGCUAUUGUGGUUUUAUAUUCUAUUUUACUUUUAUAAUCGGAGAGAGACCACCAGCACCUAUAUAAUAGAGUGUGGAUCAUACCUCUUCACACUAUAGCUGUGGAGCCACUCUCUAGGCUCCAGAACACAUGAGUGCACAUCCUUGAUAGCUAUAUAUUUUAAUAUUGAGUCUUGCAUAUUGCACUAUGUAUCUCUAAUUUCUCCUACAUAUCUGGAAGAGAAGCUGCAUCCACAAGCAUCUGUACUCGACCAUAUCCCCAGGUGAGGAUUAUUCUGCAAAUUGGAGCUGCACCUAAGAUCCUAUAAAGUGUGAGUGCAUAUGAUUUAAUUUAGCCUCACCGUAAUGUAUUUUUAUGUACUUCACUAUCAGUUUCCUAUUUCUCCUUCUUUUAAUGGUUAUAUAUACACACUCCAAUGACAUUCCAGAUGCUGCACCUCCCUCUUUGUUUUUUUCCUGCUUCUCUAUGGGGCAAAAGAGAGACUUCUGAUUUGGUGACCUAGCUGUCCUUUUGAUUGUAUCAGUACUGGACAAGCGCUGAAUAUCCCUUUGCUUUUAUAUAUUUAACUAUGUAUAUCCAAUGUAAAAGAUUUACGUAGAUUAUGAUUGUGUUGACCUGUAGGAUUCAUUACAUUAAUUGACUGCUGUAAAGGUGUGUACAAGCAGUUCCCUGAGGAACGGGUUAAUUUGCAGGAGUCAGCCCAGUACUGAAAUGUAGCCAAUUAGUAUCUGCUGUAGCAGUUACUUGGGCUUAAAAGAGGCACACCUGGACAGAUAAGGAAGGUUAAUUUUGUGUAUCUCACGGAGGACAGUGGCAGCUCUCAGGAGCUGGGAAUUUUGUUUAUUAUUAUUUUUAUUAUUUGUAUAGCGCCAUCAGAUUCCGUAGCGCUGUAUUAUGGUUUAGAACGUAUUUACUGUUAUCUAGAGAUAACUAGAUAGCACAGUGAUUGUUGUUAUAGAAUACUGUGUUAUGUAACCCCCUACCAUGAGGAAGUAAAGGAACUACAGAUAAUCCUAACUCUGCUGGUGUUCUGUUCAACAGGAUCCACACAGUAGCUUUGAACAUAAAUAUAUAUAUAUUUACUAUGUAUAUACGCUGUAAAAUUAUAAACUAAUCUCUUUGUAGAAGAUGGAAGGGUUGAUGAGGAUGUGGUUACUCAGAUUACUGAUACAGGUGAGAUUAUUCUUAUUUUUAUUUAAAGGGAGUGAGAGAGACAGAAUGAAUGAGAUUGAGAAUAAUGAUUACCUGUUGGUUAACUGCACUGGUAUCACGUAAUCUUAAACUAAUCUCUUUGUAGGAGAUGGACGGGUUGAUGAAGGUGUUGUUACUCGAAACACUGAUACAGGUGAGAUUAUUCUUAUUUUUAUUUAGAGGGAGUGAGAGAGACAGAAUGAAUGAGACUGAGAAAAUGAUUACCUGUGGGUUAACUGCACUGGUAUCACGUAAUCGUAAACUAAUCUCUUUGUAGGAGAUGGAAGGGUUGAUGAAGGUGUGGUUACUCAAAGCACUGGUACAUGUGAGAUUAUUUUUAUUUGGAGGGAGUAAGAGAGAGACAGAAUGAAUGAGACUGAGAAAAAUGAUUACCGGCUGGUUAACUGCACUGGUAUCACGUAUCACAUGUAUAUUGUAUGUAUCAGGGCUCAAAACGUUACGUCCUACACUAGUUGUGCCUAAAAGCGACUUGCUUCUAGAUAUAUGAUAAAUAUAUCACAAUGCAUAAGGGUAUGUAGUCUGCCCCAAGCUACAGUAGCCAAGGUAUCUAGCUAUAGGGCACCCUGGUGUUCAUUUCAUUUGAGCCUGUUAAGUAGACUACUGGUCUGGUUUUAGAGGUAUUGCUAGCAAUGAAUUUAUUGUGAAUAUAUGGGAGCCUUACUGUGCAGAUAGGGCUGGUUUGGUAGGAGGCCGCUAUUUUAAUAAUUUAAGACCGCGAUCAGGCCCCUGUAAAAUGGGAUGCUGGGAGAAAGUGACAGCCUGUCACUUCCUCCCAGACUUAGUGUGCGCUGACUGCAGGGAGAGAGGUAGCAGCAGAGAAUAAGCAGCUGCCGAACUGGCACACCAGCAUCAGCUAGCAGCCUGCAGAAUUUUUUUAAAAAGAAAACAGGAGGGUGACUUUAACUAUAAACGUGUGUGUGGUGUAUGUGUCUAUGUGUGUGUGUAUGUGUCUAUGUAUGUAUGUACAUGUAUGUGUAUGUACAUGUAUGUAUGUGUCAGUGGGUGUAUCUGUGUAUCUUCCAAUUUGUGUUAUCUGUGUACCAAUUGUGUGUAUGUGUCACUGUGUGUGAGUAUCUCUGUGUUUGUGUCAGGAACGAAACAGGCAUCCAAUAUGCAGAAUGCAAAAUAGGACACCGGGCCUUAGAAUGGCCAGACUAAUGUAGGAAAGGAUAGAAAAUAGUCAGGGACAAGCCGAGGUCGAGGGAGCCAGAAAACAGGUAAGCAAAUAAACAAGCCGAGUCAAAGGGAUGGAGAACACAGAAUAAUCAAAAUCAGAGCAAAGUCAAAUACCAAUAAACCAAACCAGAGUAUGCACUAUAGGAACUAUCAAGCUAGAACCACAACAGGGCAAUGAUUCAUUGAAAAUUAGUCCUUUUUAUACUUUGGCUCUUUAAGUGAUGGUCACGCCCCAAAAACGUUUAAAUUCGAAAGUUUAGACGGGCCGUGACAUCAUUGACGUAAUGACGUCGGCGCUUAUGUGCCGCGUCACAAAAAGGGGCGGAGCUACCGUGGCCGGCUGAGAUGAGAGGAGAGAAUGUGAGGAGUGUCGCCAUCAUGUGGGAGAAGAUCCACAGGCUGGAUCCCUGCCUGGGCAGUCACCACAGGUACCCUGACAGUUUGUUAGUAUGUGUAUAUCACUGUGUUUGUCAGUAUGUGUAUCUAUGUGUCAGUGUGUGUAUCUGUCAGUGCAGUGUGUGUAUGUAUGUGCCAGUGUGUGUGUGUAUCACUGUGCCAGUGUGUGUGUAUGUGUGUGUAUUUGUCAGUAUGUGUAUAUGUAUGUCAGUGUAUCUGUCAGUGUUUGUAUCGGAGUGUGUGUGCCAGUGUGUGUGUGUGUGUAUAUGUAUGUCAGUGUGUAUCCGUCAGUAUGUGUAUCUGUUUGUAUACCUGUGUGCCUCUAUGUCUACGUGUUUAUGUGUGUGUAUGUGUCAAGAUGUGUGUAUCUUUGUGUAUGUGCCAGUGUUUGUAUCUGUGUGUCAAGGUGUGUGUAUCUGUUUUUGUAUCUGUGUGUCAGUAUAUCUAUCAGUGUGUAUGUGCCAGUGUGUAUCUUUGUACCAGUGUAUGUGUGUGUGUAUCUUUGUGCAAGUGGAUGUGUACCUGUGUUUGUAUGUGCCAGCGUGUGUAUCUGUGUGUCAGUGUAUCUGUCAGCAUGUAUCUGUGUGUGCAUGUGCCAGUAUGUAUCUUUGUGCCAGUGGGUGUGUAUCUGUGUACCUGUGUUUGUAUGUGCCAGUGUGUGUAUCUGUGUGUCAAGGUGUGUGUAUCUGUGCCAGUGUGUGUGUCUGUGUCGGUGUGUUUCUGUUUGUUAAUGUGUAUGUAUAUCUGUGUAAGUAUGUAUUUGGCAAUGCAUGUGCAGACAUCAUAGAAACAUAGAAACAUAGAAUGUGACGGCAGAUAAGAACCAUUCGGCCCAUCUAGUCUGCCCAAUUUUCUAAUUACUUUCAUUAAUCCCUAGUCUUAUCUUAUAGUUAGGAUAGCCUUAUGCCUAUUCCACUAUCCUAAUGCCUAUUCCACGCAUGCAUAAACUCCUUUACUGUGUUAACGUCUACCACUUCAGCUAGAAGGCUAUUCCAUGCAUCCACUACCCUCUCAGUAAAGUAAUACUUCCUGAUAUUAUUUUUAAACCUUUGUCCCUCUAAUUUAAGACUAUGUCCUCUUGUUGUGGUAGUUUUUCUUCUUUUAAAUAUAGUCUCCUCCUUUACUGUGCUGAUUCCCUUUAUAUAUUUAAAUGUUUCUAUCAUAUCCCCCCUGUCUCGUCUUUCCUCCAAGCUAUACAUGUUAAGAUCCUUUAACCUUUCCUGGUAAGUUUUAUCCCGCAAUCCAUGAACCAGUUUAGUAGCCCUUCUCUGAACCCUCUCUAAGGUAUCAAUAUCCUUCUGAAGAUACGGUCUCCAGCACUGUGUACAAUACUCCAAGUGAGGUCUCACCAGUGUUCUGUACAAUGGCAUGAGCACUUCCCUCAUUCUACUGCUAAUACCUCUCCCUACAUCUCAGCAAUCAAACAGCAACACAACACACACUCCUGCAAACACAGACAUACAAAGACACCUCUGAACUCUAACUCUACAAUUAUUUAGAAACACUCAAACACCAAUACUACACACAAAUGUACGUCUGCAUUUAAAAUCCAACACUACAUUCAAACACACCUCUGCACGCAAAUGCAAACAUUACAUACAAACACAUCCCUGUAUUAAAACGCUAAAUAUUAUAUACAAACACCAACACUACACACAGAAACACACCUGCUCCUAAAUACUAUAAUCUGUUUACUAUCUGUAGAAAUUAGUGUAUAAAUAACAAAAAAAACAAAUUUUGCCAAAAUAGAAAACAUUACACUAUGCUAACGGAAAUGUUUAUGCUAUGGUGUGAAAUGUUUUUUUGGGGGGGAGGGGAGUGUUCCAUGUUGUUGAUACACAUCAAAGGGAUACAUGUCAAAGGGUUCCAUGGGAGAAAUGACUUGGGAACCCCUGCCCUAGACAUUACUGGUAUAGUUCCACUGGUUUGGGGGCACAUGACUCUUAGUAGUGCUUCUGUUGUUUUCACCUUAUAUAUAAACUUACCAUUGAAAAAACAUGUUUUCUAUAACUCUGAAGCAUUCACUUAGCUACGGUGGGUUUUUUUUGGCUGCAACUACAACACUGACUUAUGUUUUUCAGGCUUAAAAAAAAUGAGGAGCAAUAAUACAUCUUUCCAUUCCUUUUUGUUUUUAUGAUACUUGAUUUUUUUUGUGCGGUGAAAAGACAGUCAUAUGUGUACAACAGCAUAUACACGUCAGUCGGAAACAAUUCACAGUAAAAACACAGUAUUGUUGAGGUAUAAUUCGCACACAUUUUUGAUUAUAUUGGGCUGGUAUGUUGUAACGAGAACAUGACUAAAACUUUGGGUGUUUAAGAUACCUGCCUAUGGGAGUUAGUGCAGUUACCAUGGAGCCAUAGGGUGGUUGAGGCAUGUGGCAUCCCUUAUGACUUUUGGCUAUGGGAGUCAAGCCCCGGUCUUUUUGAUUAAGGCUAUUGGUGUGAGGUGCACCUCGUGAUGACCAGGACAAGGGCUGUGUUAGGCUUGUGGUGUGUUGUGGCGUUCCCCCAAGGUGCCAAUUGCAUUAUCUUGGACUGCACCCAUGUUGGCACCCAUCUGAAGCUGCGUGGCUGACGCCUGUAGUGGUAGUGCACUGUGGGCCUGGGGCUAUUUUAUAGUAGUGGUCACAACGAGGUGGUUUUGCGUCUAUGUCGAGUAUGCGCCUAUGUGGGUGGGAGCUAUGGGAGUGUGAGAAAGUCUGGCUGCACAUGUAGGGUAAAGUGUUAGUGGUAGUAGAUGUGACUUAAAGUUCUAAGCCAUGCGAGGUUAUAGAGGCCCCGUGCUGUCAAUACGCAUUUACCCCAGGAAAGGGGGGGGGGGAGGGUUUCACCGGAGCUAGGUGGUGGAACCCUGACAGGCCCCUUUCUCAUCUUAUGGACUGUUUCAUGGGUGUUGUUAAUAAUGAUUAAUGAAAAGUAGCUAACAUAACAAACGUUUACAAAAUAUUAGAGACAUUAACUUAUUAAAGGCCGUAGGCCACGAGCAUCAGUUCAGGUCUUGGUGCCUCUGUGUGUUCUGGGUGCGCCGACUGUCGCUGUAACCGCAUUCCAAGGUUGGUGGCCUUGCUGUGUUGUUGAGGAUGUCUCUAGGUUAAGGAGUCCCAGGGCCCUCUGAGGGGUCCGUGCCUUGUAGUGUUUGCCAUCUUUGGUAACCCAGAGGGUUCCUGGGUUGACCACCUGUAGACUAUGCCUGCUGCUUGGAGUGGUUUAGUGAGUGGCUGCAUAUUUUUGCUCCAUAGUAGUGUGGCCCUACUUAACUCCUGAAAAAAGGAGAGUCGGCAUUCCUCAAACUCAAAAUAAGUCUUUCCUUGUAGUGCUGCCAGGAGUCCCAAUUUGUCUGACAACAAUUGGCACUGCAGUGUGAUGUCAUUAGGUGCUUGCGGGGAUUUAGCAAUUCUAUAAACUACAUUGAAUAGGAAAGUUUUGGCUUGUCUGGCUGAUAGGAGUGCGGUCACAAGGCGCCUGAUGAAGUGUGGUAAUUCUUCCAGUGGCACUGAUUGACGUUUUUGCGACUCCCCCUGUCAUUCAGUAGGUUGACUUGUCUGGACAGGGUCGUUUGUGUAGAGUGUAGGUGUUGCACCUUCUCCUCCAGUGCUUGUAGUCCCUGUUUCAGGCCCUCAACUUCCUUCUCUGUUGCCUGCAUGCGUAUUGUCACUGCUUGCACGUCUACUUUUAGCACUGCCAGAUCUGCCUCUCACAUUUGUCUGAGAUUCUGCUGUAGGCCAGUCAGCAUGGCCUGUAUGUCACUUUUUGAGGCUGAGUUGCUGUCCUUUGCUACCCAUGGGGGUGCGAUUCUUGGGGACUGAGUUGUGGGCUGUCUGGGGUUUUCCCUUUCUCUGAGGGCAGUGGGGAGGUGUAACGAGGAGUCUGGGUCCGCUCUAUCUCUGGUGCCUGCAGCAUUUGGCCGAUGUCGUGCUGCAGCUUUGGGGUGUGUGGGAGCGUUUUUUGAGACCUGCGUCCCAUCUCACCUGUACUCUGUAGGCAGGGGUGCCAAUCUUCCAGGUCAAGUAUGUCCCUCCGCUGUGGCUCGCUGCUGUCCACCCCCGGGUCAGCUGGAUGUUCUGGAUGCAAUGGCAGGGUGUGUGGCCAGAAUUGGUGCUGGAUGCCCCCAAUUUUUUCAGAUUGAGACGGGUGCCGCAGGAGCACUAGGAAUGUGCGUCCACUUCGGUGCGGUGUCAGGCUCCAUCCCCUUCCAUUCCUUUUUUACUUUCUUUUUUUGCCUUUCUAGUUUCUGAUCUAUACCUUACAUGUUGGCAUCUUUAAGAUUCCUGAAGCAGAUUUAUAGAAUUGCUGUAGUGACAUGAAUAAGACCUAUGGAGUUAUCUAUAAAAGGAUGAAAUAGAAUCUUGGAGAUGGUUUAGAAUAGAUUAUGGGUUUGCAGAUUCCCAAUCUGAGGCACACUUCCCAUCUUCUUCAAAAAUCCUGUUUAUACUGUGUCUAUACUUUAUACUUUGUACUGUUAUAUUACUGUUUUUUUUUUGUAUCUGUUUGCUGUAAAUGUGUUUUGUCCUGUGCUCAGGGUCCCAGACCGGCUAAAGGUUUUCUUUUUUCCCCUUGUAAUGUGUGGUCCCCCCACUGGCUUAUUUCACCUUACUUUGGUUCUUGUACUUUCCCUUCUAGAGAACCUGUGUUUUCCCCCCCUUUUUCUUUGUCUUUUCCUGCCUGGGUAUCUCUUCCUUGUUCCUUGCCGGGUCUCAGGUCCGUUUUGGCGCCCUUUUGGUGGUAUUUCGCACCUCCUUUCGGCCCAAUUUGCACCGUUUCAGGACCCAUGUUCGGCAGUUCGUAUGCGAACGUCUGGUAGUCUUAUACGUAUUGAUUUUUAACUUCGCAAACUGUUCAUUCACGGAUUCUUACCUACCUGGGUUUACCUUACUAGGUGCAUUCGGUUCGCGAACGCAUGUUGUUAGAGGAACAAAUUCACCCAUUCGGUAGUUCUUUCAUGCAAAUUUGCAUUUUUUUCCCUGCAAUUUUUCACUGUGCUUCCUUCCGUUUUCUUCCUGCCCCUGCCUCUUUCUGCUUUGUGUCUCUAGUUGCUGGUCUGGGCCCUGAUGAGCUCCCUUCUGUCCCUUCUUCUGGGUUGCUAGUUUGGAUGAUUAACCCUCACUACUUGCACUGCUUUUUCCUGACAGUAUUCACAUUAGCCUAUUGCACUUUUUAGUUUAUUGUGGGUCUUAAAUAUUUGCCUGCCAUGCCUAAGCCUAAGGUGCCUGUAUGCUCCUUACCCCUGGGAAGAUGGAUGCCCCAUCUACUGCUGGCUCCCCUCCCUCGGCGGGGGACCCUGCUCCCUGUUCCCAGGGAGGACGCACAGUCCUUGGCACUCCAAUAGUCUGUGACCGAAGCAAUUAUGACAGCUAUGGGUUCAAUGUCUUCGGCUUUGUAGCAGAGUAUAUCCCAGGCAUUGCUUGCUCUUCCUUUGGGCGCAGAGGCCACGAAUCCUUUGAUACAACGAGAAAGGCUACACGAAAAUCUAGGCAUGUAUCCCCCUCAAAACCAUAAACUUCAAGUCUGGUUGGUGUUUCCACCUCCCAAGCUGUCAGUUUGAGUGCAGCGCUAUACCAGUAUGUGAGGUAGCAUUCCCUCAAAGAAGUGCAUAAAACACUUACCAUCUUUGCAACACAAGAGGUAUACUUAAAGACAAAAGAAAGAUACAAAUAAUAGUGCAAUAUUGUAUAUUGUAGCAGAAAAAUAGUUAUUUGUGAGUUGUGAGUGGAAAUACACUCACGUUUUAUAAAGCCUUUUCCAGAUAUACGGCUAUAUAAACUUCCAGAUUCCUGUGCCUUUAAGGUAGACAACACAACCCCUUUUCUGCAGAAUGAUGUAUACGUUCCUCCCCUUGAUAUAUGCAAUAAACAAAAGUGCAGGGGAAAACAAAAUCUACAGUUGAUACUCAAAAAUUUAGAAUAUCGUGCAAAAGUUCAUUUAUUUCAGUAAUGCAACGUAAAAGGGGAAACUAAUAUAUGAGAUAGACGCAUUACAUGCAAAGCAAGAUAGUUCAAGACGUGAUUUGUCAUAAGUGCGAUGAUUAUGGCUUACAGCUCAUGAAAACCCCAAAUCCACAAUCUCAGUAAAUUAGAAUAUUACAUGCAAUCAAUAAAACAAGGAGUGUACAUAGAACAAUAUCGGACCUCUGAAAAGUAUAAGCAUGCAAAUGGACUCAGUACUUUGUCUGGGCCCCUUUUGCAGCAAUUACUGCCUCAAUGCAGCAUGGCAUGGAAGCUUUCACACUGUGGUACUGCUGAGGUGUUAUGGGAGACCAGGAUGCUUCAAUAGCGGCUUUCAGCUAUUCUGCAUUGUUCGGCCUCAUGUCUCUCAUCUAUCUCUUGGCAAAGCCCCAUAGAUUCUCUAUGGGGUUCAGGUCAGGCGAGUUUGCUGGCCAAUCAAGUGCAGUAAUCCCACGGUCAUUGAACCAGGCUUUGGUGCUUUUGGCAGUGUGGGCAGGUGACAAGUCCUGCUGGAAAAUGAAGUCAGCAUCCCCAUAAAGCUUGUCUGCGGAAGGAAACAUGAAGUGCUCCAAAAUCUCCUGGUAGAUGGCUGCAUUGACCCUGGACUUAAUGAAGCACAUUGGACCAACACUAGCAGAUGACAUGGCUCCCCAAAUCAACACAGACUGUGGAAACUUCACACUGGACUUCAAGCAUCUUGUAGUGUGUGCCUCUCCAUUCUUCCUUCAGAUUCUGGAUCCUUGGUAUCCAAAUGAGAUGCAAAAGUUGCUCUAAUCAGAAAAGAGGACUUUGGACCACUGAGCAACAGACCAGGUCUGUUUUUCUUUAGCCCAGGUAAGACGCUUCUGACGUUGUUUGUUGUUCAGUUUGACAAGAGGAAUACGACAUCUGAAGCCCAUGUCCAGGAUCCGUCUGUGUGUUGUGGCUCUUGAUGCACUGACUCCAGCCUCAGUCCACUCCUUGUGAAAGUCCCCAACACUUUUGAAUGGCCUUUUCCUGACAAUCCUCUCCAGGCUGCGGUCAUCCCUGCUGCUUGUGCACCUUUUUCUUCCACACUUUUCCCUUCCACAUAACUUGCUUUGAUACAGCACUUUGGGAACAUCCAACUUCCUUUGCAAUUACCCUUUGAGGCUUUCCCUCCUUAUGGAGGAUUUCAAUGAUGGUUUUCUGCACAACUGUCAGGUCAGCAGUCUUCCCCAUGAUUGUGAUUACUACUGAACCAGACUGAGAGACCAUUUAAGUGCUCAGAAACCCUUUGCAGGUGUUAUGGCUUACUUAGCUGAUUAGAGUGGGACACUGUCAGCCUAGAAUAUUACACAUAUUCACAAUAUUCUAAUUUACUGAGAUUGUGGAUUUGGGGUUUUCAUGAGCUGUAAGCCAUAAUCAUCGCACUUAUGACAAAUCUUGGCUUGAACUAUAUUGCUUUGCAUGUAAUGCGUCUAUCUCAUAUAUUAGUUUCCCCGUUUACGUUGCAUUACUGAAAUAAAUGAACUUUUGCACGAUAUUCUAAUUUUUCGAGUAUCACCUGUAGGUGCAGUACCUUUGAUAAUUAUUUUGAGUGAUUUUAUACACAAAACUAGGUAAGUGCUCACCUUCUCAAGAGCCUUUUAAUAACUGGCUCUAAGUAUGUAGGCUUGGUGUCAAGUUUGGGGGUGACACUCCCCUUACCGGAAUCACAGUGCAGGAUGUAGAUGAAAGUUGAUGGUAGGUUUAUUAAAGAAUAAUUAAAAUUACUGUAUUAAAAAAUAGCAAUUACAUGAAAUAAUAAAAGCAAAAAGGAUAUUACUAAUAGUCAAUUUAGUAGUCCACUUGUUGCCAAGACACGUUUCGCCGUGUAGAUCGGCUUCCUCAGUCAGCUUCAACUUCAUUCUGCUCGUUCCGGUUUUUGUAUCCCUUACAUUCCAGCCUAAUUUUCGGCUGUCCAAUCCAGAGUUUCAUGUAAUUACUCUGACGUUCAGAGUGGCGUAACGUCAUUUCCGUUUUUGUUUCCCGAAAUUCAAGUCCCGCAAUGCUUUGUGAGUACUAGUAUUUCCAGUAGGUUCCGUGUUAAUAUAUGAUUAGCACGGUUACAAUCCAUUGGUUGGCAUUCCGUGUGUGAAUCUAUAUUUGAUUUACUCAAAACAGAGUGUGAAAAAAGAAACAAAUGUGUAUAAAUAUCAAAUGUACAAAUAAAUAUAUAGUAAGAAAAAUAUAUAUAUGUCCACAUUGUGAUUUAUUUUUACUGAGCUUGCUUAAAUACGUACAUUUUGUUAGAAUAUUAGUGAAAAUGUCCACAGAGAUAGAUAUAUACCUUAUUGUACAUACAGUAUACAUGUGGUAGUAUAUAGAAAUGUGAAAAGAAUAUAUAUAUAUAUAUAUAUAUAUAUAUAUAUAUAUAUAUAUAUAUAUAUAUAUAUAUAUAUAUAUAUAUAUAUAUAUAUAUAUAUAUAACAAACUCUUCAAAAAAACUAUUUUUGGUUCUUAUUAAAAUUCUCUGAAAGGACAAGAUGUAUGUUUUAAUCUUUCCAUAGGAAGUAUAUUCUACAGAGAGUCCUAUUUAUAUUUUGAAAACAGGCAUGUUUAGUAAGCAUAUUUAAAUACCCAGUAUUAAUAGAUAAAAUUAUGCUGAAAAUGCAUAUAUUAAGAAAAUAUUGCUAUUCUUUAGGAGUAGCAAUGGAAACUCCUAUAUAUGUAUAAACUGUUUAAAAAAUAAAAAUAAUAAUACAGUUAGACAAUAAAAAUUUGACUAAAAAUAAUUAUAAGAAAUGGCAUAGCUCAAAGUCCGCACUCAAUCCGGAUGGGGCAAGGGUAUUUGUAGCGGAGCACUAGUUUCCCAUAGAGUUCUCCGCUGGUAUUAGAACAGUGAGGCAGGAACAAGAAGUUAAUCCAGGAUAAACAGCAUCAAUGAUAAUAAAAUAAUCCAGUAAUAUCCCAUCACGAUUCCCAAUAACUGGACGACACACAGUAUCAGGAGCAGAACUGAAGAUUUAUUCUACAUACUCAACUUUUAAGCAUUUCUCCCACACAAGGGAGACACCCACAGUAAUUAGUACAGUAACCAAUCAUUUACACGUUACCUCCCACACAUCUCCUCCCUUCAGCUUAACAGAUAAUUCACUUAUACAGUACAUGGCUUUCCCCUGUUUUUGGAUGUACCCCAAAUAUACCAGAUAGACGCCCUGAUCUGGGUGAACAACAUAUUCAAAAAUCACCCAGAUCAGACCAGGGGUUCGGGAGUUAGGUGGAAGUGUUCAUUUGACCGUGGGGUAAAAGAUACGAAAAUCCUUGCCAUCCACAGCUGUACUGAUGUUCAUAUGAAUCCCCUUGUUCGUAGGGCUGUUCGUGUGUUUGGUUUGGGUAAUUAUGAAACUCUGGAGGUCUUAGCAGUGUUCGCAUAGUCGAGUGUCCGAUUUGAGUUCCAGACACUCGACGACCAAGCACCGUUGGGCAUUCGUAUGGCAAGAUGGCCGCCGCCACGUGUUCGUAUGCCGAACAGCGGUCAUCCAGGGAACACACACAGACCAUUCGUCUAAUUGCUAAUUAGACUGCAGUUACCACCGAUCAGGGAGGUAAACUAGGGGCGCACUUCUCUCUGGGGUGGUCUGAUUGUUCGGUAGUUUGUUCAUAUGACGAACGGAGUGGUUUUACCGAACAAUCAGACGAAUGCUUCAUACAAUACAUGUAUAUAGAAAACAAAUGAAACGAAAAUGACCUUAUAACACCAAUAGUUAAAGACAGCCCAACACAAUCCGCUACAGUAUUCAAGUUAAAAAUCCAUUUUGUUUAAAUUUUACCUAAUUUUCUUAUUUCAUCUUGUCCUUGCCAGUUUAAUGUAACUUUUUGGAUCGCAAAAAAGUCUAAAAAUUGGGGAUCAUUUCCAUGCACUAAUUUAAAAUGUUCAGAGACACUGUGUUUGUCUUAUCCUUUCUUUAUAUUGCGUAUAUGUUCAUUAAUCCUGACUUGUAAGGGACGUUUUGUUCUGCCAACAUAAAAAAGGUUACAUGGACAUUUUAAUAAAUAGAUUACUCUUUUGUAGAAACAUGUAAUCAUAUACUUUAUUUUAUAUUGUUUUUGGCCACUUGGAUCCAGAAACUUUGUUAUGUGUCUCUUAGCGUUUUUUGUGCUCCUACAUGCUAGGCAUUGCCCACAACCAAUAAAGCCCUCUUUUUGGAAGAAUGAAUUUGGUUUCUUCUCUUUUAUAUGGUUGUGGGUUAACUUCUGUCUUAAAUUAGGGGCUCCCCUAUAUAUAAGUCUAGGUUUCUCUGGUAAUAUAGUAUAUAGCAUAGGGUAAUUUCUUAACAUAGGCCAGUAUUUAUUUAUUAUUAUACGUUUUAUUUUCUGACUUUCUUGAUUAAAAUUACAAAUAAAGAGCAAAAUGUUGGUUUCGUUCUUUGUUUUAGAUUUGUAUUUUAAAAGAGAAGAUCUAUCCAUUGCUUCUACUUCUUUUAUAGUAUUUAAAAGUGGAUUCUCCUCAUAUACCUUUUUCAGUAACUUGAUUUUUAAUCCUCAUUGCCUGCGAGUGAAUCCCCCUCUGCCUCCAGAAACACCAUGACUGGCGUACCUCAGGUCGCCCCGAAAGCGUGUCCAAUCCAUGCAAAAGAGCCUUUCCGCGGCAGGCAGAACGGGAGCAGUAGUGGAAAUGUGCAGGAGCACAAACUGAGAGCGACUCCGACUCAGAAAUCGGGUCUAGUAAGGAGGCUGGUGUUGAGUCUGGUAGUGACUCAGAGAAUGGUACCGAGGACAUGGGUCUUGACCUCUUUCCUCUGCCCUGGCAGGGAUGAUGGGAAGCGACCCUACGGCUGAUCUGGGUGAGCCCUUGUUCAACCCGGGUGACCUAUUUCAUCCAAGGUUGGCCGAGUGGCUUCCAGUGGACCAUGUGGCCCGUUACCUGGAAACUUGGUUGCGGCGCCCCCUUAGCAAAGCAGCACGUAACAAGCUUAGAGAUGAGUGCCCUAGACUGGUGGUACCUAACAAGGUGUGUGACACCCCAAACGUUGACCCCAAUAUAACACAGUUCUUGACCAAGCUGUGUUGGAACCCACAUAAGGGCCUUAAUUCAGCACUCAGAUCAUGCCAAUACAAACAUUUUAGAUAUUUUUUGCCCCAUGGCUAAGCUUUUUGAUCUGGCAGAGGACUCCAGGGCCGAUAACAGGUUGGUCGACCCGGAGGAACCCCAUGGUUAGGUCCAAAGGGCCUUUUGUAUUGCUGGCAGCGUGAACGCCUCCCUCUCUAUGGAGCAGGGCAAAGCCAUUUUAUUUAAAAUCGAGCCUAAAUUGGCCAAUCUCGCCCUCACUGGCUGGUAAAGAUACCCAGGGUCUGCUGUUUGGCAAUUCCUUUCUUAAAGAUCAUUUUGUUGGGGCCUUAAAUGCCCUAGAUAAGGCCCAGUCAUCCAUGAGGAGUGAAUUCCAGGGGCAGGUCUCUACCAGGGUCAGCAGAUCUAGGGGCCAAAUUGCCGACCGCAGCUAUUUUAACUCCUGUGGCUCCAUGAAUGGGGCGCCCACUGCGAGGGUGUGUCCACAGGAGGUCGAUGGUCGGAGAGCGAGUCAAGAAUGCACAUCAAUGGCCCGAAACGUAUGGCGGGAUCAUUUGCGAUUCUGAGUUUUGCUAAAUAACGCACAAGACUGUCUUUGGGACCUUGGCAUGGCAUUACUUUCGCAAAUGCAUGUUUUGCAUGAGUAAAUGUUUUCUUAUUAUUUUAUGCAUUAAUUAAGUGCUUGUAAAUUAAUCAGUGAAAAAGAGGUAUUCUCUGUGUAUUUGUUGUUUUUACUCACCUUAUGAGGCCAAAUGUCUGUGCCCAAAUUACACACUGGAUAAUGAAGAACCUCUAAAAUACAUUUAAGAUAGAUGAAUAUCUCACAUGACGUGGCAAGAUUGGAUCAGCACAUUUUUAUCCCAAUUACAACAAAAGAGCUUGUCUUUCUUACAUCUCUUGUAUCUAUAGCCAAUGCACAGAUGGAUAACUGUUUUCUUUAUUGCACCAUACUGGACCAUUGUGAAAUAGAAAAACAUAACAUGGUUUGAUGAUGAGUAAUUUUCAGUCUAUUUUUUUGCAUCCAGUUUUGUUUAGAGAAAGCAAAAUCAUUUCUUCAAUUCACAAUGUCCAACAUUUAGCCAUGGUGACGAUCUGAAUUUGGUAAUAUCAAUCAUCUACAGACAUCAUUACAUCCCUUAAUUGCUUUCAAUAUAAAUGUGUAUAUUUAACUAUGUAUAUAUGAUGUAAAAUAUUUAAAUGAUCUCUUUUAUACACAAAUGUACCUCACUAGUCUUUUGCAAUGACAGGUCUGCAUUGCAUACUGUUGCCUAGUUUGUUAUCUAUAAUUGUUCUCAAGUCUGUUUUCAUUUAAGGUUAUCCCUAACUUAACCCCAUUUAAAGUAUUAAUGGCUUGUGGGUACCUUAGUUAAAAAUGCAUAACUUUACAUUUAUCUUUAUUGACUCUCAUCUGCCAAUUGCCUGCUCAGUCCCCCAACUUAUCCAAAUCCCUCGGUAUAUAUGUUACAUAAAACAGGACAAACACAUAUAGAGCAAGCAAAUCAAAUAGUUAAAAGUGUGUAAAACAUUUGAUGAGGUGUAAGUAAAAUAAGGAGAAAUAACUAGACCAGAAAAUCAGUCUUAGAUAGCCUCUUGACGCUCCCAUUAGCUGUAUAUAGCUGUAUAGCUUGAACUUAAUUUUGUUACGAAGUAUACUUCCCUAUAUAUAGACACAGGGAGAGAUAAUCUUGAAAAGAAUCCUAAAGUAUUAAAAACAGUGGUACACUAUGCUCCAUAGGCUCUUGUGGGUGAAUUCUAUCUGGCCCUGGGGCUUGGUUUACAUUAACUUGCCGUAGCACUUUAUCCUGUGUUAACCAAUCUCCUGUUUGCUGUAAGACUUCCCCGUAUACUGAAGAACAUUUUUUUCUUAGAAUGUCUGCCCUGUCCUGCUCCUUCUUGAUUAACACACCAAUCUCAGAUUCCAAUGGACCAACACUUUUACUCUUAACAUUUUUGGCAUCAAUGUACAUAGAAAGAAAUUUGGAGGUUGGUCUUGCUCUGUUUGGCUAUGAUCUUUUCAUUUUCAAGUUUUACCUAUCUGAUCAUCCUUUUGCAAGCUUAUGUGUGUUAUAGUAUUUGUCACGAUUACUGUUUGACCCAAUACGCAAAACUAUAUCAACUCAAACAACUUAUAUAGCCGGACUGAAUGUAAAAGAGAAUGGUCAAAAUAACAAGCCAUGGUCGGGUAUACAGAAAGAGACAAUACGAAUAAACUAGCCAAUGGUCAGAAUACCAGAAGUAGGGAAAGUCAAAAACAAGCCAAAGUAAAAAAAACUGAAAAUAUAACCAAGAACUCGCUCUCUGACAACCAACAAGUGGAAACCAUGGCAGGGCACUGAGAAAAGGCAUAACAGUGUUUAAAUAUUCUUCUCAGUGCUGUGAUUGGUUAUUACACAGCCUUUGACCCCAAAACAUGCGUGUGCGUCGAUAGCGUGACAUCACACACGCACACCGGUGCCAUCUCUAAUAUGGACAGUGCGCCCUUUAACUUGAAGAAAGGGACCGCAUCGGCCAACGUCCCUUAGAACGCCCCUUAGAACGUCGCACCAGCCAGGACCCGGCACUCGGGCGCAAUCCAGGUAAGCUAUAAUUCCCUUUUACGGCACUACCGCCCUGCUCAUGUGCGGCCGUGCUGAUCAGGGACUUACUUAUCUCUGAAGUAUUGGUCAGGUCGCACUCAUCAGGCGCAACCGCAUCAAUACAGACCCCCUGCGCCGUGACAGUAUUCUAUUGACACCUCUGAGUAUAUAGAAGGUCUGCAGACCAAUGCUAACAUAGGGUUUAUAGUGCAAUAGUAGCAUCUUAGGAAAACAUUUCAGGUGUGAUCCUUUCUUGAUUGAACAUUUUGUAAUGGGAUUGUGACUUGCGGAAUGUACGGUAUAACUCUCUGUCUGUCUAUUUCAGACCCACUGAUUCCUAUUAUUUCAUCUGUGAGUGCCCUAGUGGUACUUAUCUGUGUUCUGAUCAUAGCAUGCUGCAUCAUAAGGAAGCAUAGUAAGUAUUGCUUAGGAAUUCAUUAAAGCAAAAUAAUAUGUUUUGCUUGACCAGUUCUGUGGUGUUCAAGGCAUACCGUAUUUGAUAUUAGAUUUUUGCACAUUUACCAAGUGGUCUAAUCUGAAUGACCUUUACUUUUGCUAAAGCAUCAUGCUAACUAUUCAUCUCUACACUAACACUCAAGCUCAUCUUGACUCUUUUGAUAGUUUUGUGUCUAGCUCAGUGGCUCUUUAAAGGUGUUGACCCAGACUAAAUUUAUACUGCUUUUUUGGUGCUUAUUAGUGAGUUACUUAAAGUGGCACUGCCGUAUUUUUAUUCUUUCAAUGUUCCUUUCAAUAUGUCCCUUUUUUAUAUGUAUUAUCUUCUCUUGUUCUUGUGCUGCAUUCCAAUAUCAAGGCACUGCCAUUUUGUUCUUCUCUGUUCCUAGUGUCUGCCGUUUUCACUUUUGUAAAAUACAUUUGACUGGCAGAUCGUGGAUAACUUAGCUUAGCAACUGAAAUGGAAGUUUGCUUUAGGAAACACUCCAAACCCCUGACAAUGAUGUAAACUUUUUUAGUUGGUAUUGGGACAAAGUGUCCGGGCACCAUCAUACUUUCAGGAGUUAAUCCAUUUUUGAAUCAGACGUUGGAACACAUGAACCUACUGACGCUCACUAAGUCCCCACUGAAAGAAAUAGUAUGUACUAAAAACAAAACUUUUAAAGUAUAAUUUUUAUUUAAGUUGAAAAUUGAAGAGUGCCUUUAAAGAGGAUCUGCAAUAAUGUACAUGAGUGCUUAUUAUUCCAUUUUCAAAUGUGUAUUAUACAUAUUUUUUAACUUGUUUAUUUUUACAGAGAAUUCUAAAAAUAAUACAGAAAAUUGGUAAGUUGGAAAAUAAAUUGCCUUGUUUUGCUCUAUUUCUGAAAGUAAGAAGUAAAUAUAGUUGAACAGCUUAAAAAUGUAUGUUGUAUUAAUGUAGAAAACUAAUAACCAAAACCGAAACAGGUCAUAUGCUGUUUAGAGAUUUCCACCAAUUUCCACCUGAACAAUAAAAUAUUUAAGGAAACAAGGUUUGACCAGGAUGAAUAAUAGAGAAGUAGGUGUUCUUCAGGGCACAGAGUAUGAGUCAAGUCCAGAGUCACAAAAAUAUACACUCAAAAGACAAGGAGCAUGGACAUAAAAUACAUCACCAGCGCUGGAUCCUGAAUUCCGUACAUACAUGUCACUAUCCAUCAAACAGAUUAAAAUCCUCUUUUAUUCAAAAAUAAGGAGGAAGUGCCUUGCGUAGUACAACACGCAUCAGCGUCACCCUUCCUUGUGCCCCUGCACAUUAUGUCCAAAUAUAAUUUUGUUUUUGAAUAAAGGAUGAUUUUAAUCAAUCUGUUUGAUGGAAUAUGUCAUUAAAGUCAUCCGUGCAGGAUCUGACUCUAGUGAUUUGUUGUAUGUCUCGUGAGAUGAGAACCCACCUCUCUGCACUCUCACAUAGAAAGACCAUUUUUUAAAAUACUUUUUAACGCUUUGCCACUGCACUAUGUAAUUUAGCAUGAACAUAAAUAAAAAUAGAGAGAUCUAACAAUAGGACCUGGUGCUGAUAAGAAAUGAAUGUUUGAUUACAACUAAUGGUCUGGAGAUGAAGGCUGACCACUUCUCAGUACAUCACUAUAGGUGAUUCCUAUACUAACCUUAAACGGAAACAUGUGAUUAAAAGUACUAGACAUUAGAAAUUAACUUACCAGCAGUAGACUUAGAAUAGAGUGAUUAAAUAGGGGAUGGGGCUGUUUAUAUACACAUAGGAACACAGGAAAACCACAAGUACUGCAACACAGCAAAAAUUUGGUGCUAGCAGUCGGAGUAAUACCUGAGUUUAACUAGAUCCUGACUGUUUAGUUUAUUCAUAUAUUUUAUAAGAUUAGUUACUGCACUACAAAGAGGUAUUUGUCAUCGAAUCUCAUUCUUGGGGGAGGAUAGAUAUUCUUGUAGCUAUGCUACAUAUUUUUCAAGGAAGUCAGAAAAAAGGAAAAUGUUGGGGAAUGACAGGGGUAGCUAUUUUGGAAUGUAAAAAAUUUAAAUUGCAUAAGAAAGGGAAUAGAAAAGAAAAUAUGGGAAAAGCUCCUAUAAAAUUCAUUCUAAACCAACCCUUGGCUGGCUAUAAAUUCAUGUCAUCUUUUCAUCACUUUGGAUGCUUUAUUUUGGUAACUAUUUAAAUUUCUAAAUUCUAGUGCAUUACCACUUGAUGACAAACCAGCAGAUGUCAUGGAACCAGUGUGUAAGUAACAUCAUCUCUAAUCUAUAAUGUUUGUCACCAAAUGCCAAUUAGUAAUUUGCAAAAAUAUGUAUCACUUGAACAGAAACUAUGAUUUUGCAUUUUUGAGAUAACGUUACAAUUUCUCCUACACUUUGCAUAUGUCACAUAGGUGGAAAUUGAUUAGUCACAUUCUAAUUGAUUAGUCACAUGCCUAACAUUGGAAGUGGGAGAGGGUAAGGGAGGGGGGCUUUGAGAAGUCACCAGUGACACAAUUUGCUUCACUGGUGGCCAUCUAAUAGAAAGCUCAACACUUGAUCAGAGAGUGAAUAUAUGUAAAAGAUUAUUUUUCUUUUCUAAAGGUUAAAGGUUUCGUCUAAGGCAAAGUAAAGGUUUUUUUACUGUAAGAACAAUCCGGAUGUGGAAUUCUCUGCCUGAAGAAGUGGUUUUAUCAGAGUCCAUACAGAUGUUCAAACAGCUACUAGAUGCAUACUUGCAAAAACAGAAUAUUCAAGGAUAUAUUCUUUCAAUGUAGGGUAAUAACUGCUUGAUCCAAGGAUAAAUCUGACUGCCAUUCUGGAGUCAAGAAGGAAUUUUUUUCCUAGCUUGUUGCAAAAUUGUGCUUCACACUGUUUUUUUUUGCCUUCUUUUGGAUCAACAGCAAAAAACAAAUGUGAGGAAGGCUGAACUUGAUGGACACAAGUCUCUUUUCAGCUAUGUAACUAUGUAACUAUGUACAGCCUGGUAAAAUAAAGAUAAAGAUUGGUCCCAAAAGACAAGCACUAUAAUUACAAUAGAAAUUGCCUGAUCCUGGCAGUUAGACACAAUAUUUUGAUUUACAAAUGCAUAAAUCACACCAUUUUGUGGAAGUUUGCAACUAUACGCAAUUUUCAUGAUUUUGUUUUUAUUUUUUGGCAGAUUUCUCUGCGGACGAACAUGGGAAAGAGAGCUAUUUAAAUGUAAGUAAAAUUUACAGGAAUGCAUGGAUCUCAGCUAGUACAAUGGCUGUAGUGUAUCGAUCAGUGAAAGGACUCAUACAUUUACCAUAUGUGUUUAUUUUUAUAUGGCUGUAUCUAAAGACAAUAACAAGUGGCCUUAAUAUAAAUUGUUGUGUUGUAUUAAUAUGUUUUAUUAUUGCACAAUUUUUUAUAAAUCUUACACAGGAGAAAUCAACUUCCCUCACUUCAAAAUGAGCUUUCCCUGCUCAGAAACAACCUUUCAAAGACAUAGAUCUUACAUUGUGCAUCCCAUAGAUGCACAAUGUACACUUAGUCAGAUGUAUAAGAGAAGCCUACUUCAGGGAAUGGGUGCUCUAUUUCUGGGAAUGGAUGACCUUAGCUCUAGUGAGUUUUGCAAAUUCUUCAUGUAUAUGAAAAGCAGUGUGGGUUUAGUAUUUAACCAUAUCUACUGAUCUAUUUCCUUUUCUGAACACAGACAUACAUUUGACAAUGAGUAAACUAGUUUAGAUAGAACGCAAUACAGGACUUUUGAGCUAUUGCUUAAUCUAGCAUUGUAGUUAGCAGUUAAAUAUUUGUGUUAUUACUUUAAUAUGUUUUAUUUAUGUUUAAGGAGUAAGUGUCAAAGUACAGCUGACUUCCUGCACUACAAAUUUCUGUUAUGUUUGUUCCCUCUCUCUUCCCAAACAUACUUAAACUUCCUCUUAUCCACCUUCUCGCACGACCCAAAACUUUUAGUAGAACAGCAAGCAGGACACUCAGAGAUGUUGCAUUUUGUGGCGGCCUCCCCGAUGGGAAGAGGGGUUUCGCUGCCAGAGAUGUUCUUUUCCCCUUAGUGGGAGGGAUGCUGUAGUACAGAGCAGGAACAGCUCUUACAAGAGCUAGUGAUUAAGCACUCCAAGCAGAAGAGAGACAGCCAGUGGCGUACAUACCAGGGUCGCAGGGGUCGCGGCUGCGACCGGGCCCGGCCCACCAGGGGGCCCGGCCGCCCCUGUGACCCGGAAUGUACGCCCAGGGCCAGCCUCUUCCCCUGGGGGGCCCAGGAGCCGACCACCCCAGGGCCCCCCGAGGCUGGCCCUGCUGACCCCAGGCAGGCGGGUGGCCGGUCGGGCAGGCUGGCGCGCGAGGGAGCACUCACUGCUUCCUCUUCAGCUCCCUCGCGCACCGCACUGAUACCAGAGCCGGAAGAUGACGUCAUCUUCCAGCUCCGGCAUCCCUACGCGGCGCGCGAGGGAGCUGAAGAGGAAGCACUGAGUGCUCCCUCGCGCGCCCGCCUGCCCGACCGGCCACCCGCCUGCCUGGGGUCAGCAGCACCACUGGACCCCAGGGAAUCCCCCCAGCACUCCAAAAGGUAAGGAGGCUGGGGGGAUUAAAUUAAAAAAAAUAGUGUUAGUGUUUGUGUGUGAGUGUUAGAGUGAGUGUUAGUGUGUGUGUGAGUGUUAGAGUGAGUGUUAGUGUGUGUGUCUGCUAGUGAAUGUUAGUGUGUGUGAGUGUUAGAGUGAGUGUUAGUGAGUGUGAGUGUUAGUGUGUGUGUCUGCUAGUGAGUGUUAGUGUGUGAGUGUUAGAGUGAGUGUUAGUGUGUGUGUCUGCUAGUGAGUGUUAGUGUGUGUGAGUGUUAGAGUGAGUGUUAGUGUGUGUGAGUGUUAGAGUGAGUGUUAGUGUGUGUGUGUCUGCUAGUGAGUGUUAAUGUGUGAGUGUGUGUGAGUGUUAGUGUGUGUUAGAGUGAGUGUUAGUGUGUGUAUCUGCUAGUGAGUGUUAGUGUGUGUGAGUGUUAGAGUGAGUGUUAGUGUGUGUGUGUUAGUGUGUGUGUCUGCUAGUGAGAGUGUGUGUGAGUGUUAGAGUGAGUGUUAGUGUGUGUGAGUGUUAGUGUGUCUGCUAGUGACUGUUAGUGUGUGUGAGUGUUAGAGUGAGUGUUAGUGUGUCUGCUAGUGAGUGUUAGUGUGAGUGUUAGUGUGUGUGUCAGUGUGAGUGUUAGUGUGUGUGUCUGCUGUGUGUCUGCUAGUGAGUGUUAGUGUGUGUGUCUGCUAGUGAGUGUUAGAGUGAGUGUGAGUGUGUGUGUCUGCUAGUGAGUGUCAGUGAGUGUGUUACUGUGUGUGUCUUACAGAGUGUGUGUGUUAGUGAGUCUGUUUGAUGUCUGUUAGUGAGUGUGUGUUUGUCAAUGAGAGUGUAUGUUUUGUCAGUGAGUGUGUAUGUAUGUCUGUCUAUUUCGGGAAUACAUGAAACAGUCAAAAUACCGAACGUAGGAGUUCGUAUGGGUACUAUGUUUUUGGUUCAGGAGCUUAUUCCUAGCGAACGCCACUCUUUUCAUACGAAUCCAGAUGAAGGUAUGGAAGUCCCAACGGUGUUCACGUUGUCGAGUGUCCGAUUAUAAUUCCAUGCACUCGACGAACAAACACUUCUGUAUGUGUUUGCAGCUAAAUAUGGCGCCGCCACGUGUUCGUAUACCGAACGCCGACCACCCAACAGACUGCUUAGAAUGCUUGUGGUUUUCAAGGUGUUACAGAGGUGAUAGAGGUUAAUGAGGGACACACUCCACACACGGGUGAUCUGGUCGUUCGGUAGUUUGUUCGGUAGGGCAAGAAAUCAGAAAUAAACUAAAUAGAAGGUAAUGUGCCGAACUCAUAAGGGAAUGAAAUGAAGGCUUUACAAUCCAGGGACAUGGUGAUCCGUCACACAUUUAAAAAUAGCAGAAUUGAGACUAAUGACUUAUCUUACAUAACAUUUUUGUUUAAAAGGAAAAUAAAAGGAACAACAAAACAUAAACUCAAAACUGAACUAGAUAUGCUCUCUUUAACCAGCCAUAUGUGAAGGCACAGUAAAUAAGGCCUACAGCUUUGGUACAGUAGAGUUGAAGCAAUACUGGGGGUAACAAAUCUGAAUUGCCCAGUUUCAAGAGGUUUGUAAUAUUAAACUAUAGGGAGUUGGCCUGCUGUUAGCCUAUAUAUAUAUAUAUAUAUAUAUAUAUAUAUAUACCACUCUGUAAAUUUGAAAGUAGAUACAAUUUUAGAUUAAAUAGAGGUAUCCUGUAAGUUAAUAUAAUGUUUCCAAGUAAGAAACAAAUGUUUUUGCCAAUGUGCUUUUGUUUAAUGAGGCUUCUAUCCAAUCCAUGCGGAAUAGGAAGGACAUUUUUUUGCGAAGCAGUUAUAGUGAAGACGUGAAAGGACUGAUCCAGUGGUGUAAUAUAAUUUUACAUGCCACAGUGGAAGUUUAGAAACAUGACUUGACUCUUCCGUUGUUACCCCCAGUGUUUCUAGUAAUAGAAAAAUACUAAAUAAUCUACCCAGUAGUCGAGUUACAUAACUUCUUGUCUCCAGAAUGUCCCAAUCCCCACACAUCCCCAGAAACAGUGAUACACAACGAAGGAUUUUGAAAUGUGGGACUGGUGGAGCAAGAACUUUCCUUGUCAUGUUCCUCCUUUUCUUAUUUACCUCUCUCGGUUGGUGUUCCUCAAGGCUCUGUUCUGAGACCUCUGUUCAAUUUACUUGCCUCUUUUGGUAACCUGAUAUUAUCCUAUGGUUUAUUUUUUUGUCAAUCAAAAUUUUUAUUGAGGCACAUAUUAGAAACAUACGCAGUUGCAUAGCAGUGACAGUAACGAAAUCACGAAUGUAAUGGGUAUGGGUAAUAAGCAUUGUGGUGCUAUUACUAUAAUGUACAACAUGAGGGCAACAUGUCACAAACCAAUCAAGCAUACCUCAUUUUAAGUAAAGAAAAAAAAAAGAUAUAGCUGGCAAGUUACUUGAAUAGUAAAGCAAAACAAUAGAGCAAAACUAAACUUACUUAUAGUAAGAAAGGCAUAGAAAAGAUCACAGGAAGUUAGAGAGCCAUAAGAGAUCAUAAAGGAAAAUGUACAGGACCAAAGCACCUAACUCUACAUUUAUAAUAGGUGUAUUGUAAAUGGUGCAUAAAACUACAAAAGUUCCUAAGUACGAUCAUCCUACAUGCCUCGAUGUGGGCCAAUCCCAUUAGUCCAAUGAGCCUCCUACCCAUGAUGGCUGAUUCUUGAGCCCACAGGUCCUCUGUUGUUUGGGCUUCCGCAUGGACAUUUGGAUGGUGGUAUAGAGAUGUCUGCCAGUUGGUCCCUGGACCGGAAGAAGGACAGGUGGCUGAGUCUGCAUAAUGGGAUACUUGUGCAGCACUGGAGAACUGCUAUAGAUGCUGCUCCAGAAUUCUUGGUAUAUUGCUUUAGACAUUGCAUUGAAAACCUCCUUCCCCUGCUGAAUCUCUGGGCUCAGUCGAUAAUGUAGAGAUUCCAUUGUGGCGGCCAUCUUGGAUGCCCCAGACCCAAAGUUGUUGAGUGCAAUGGCUUUCUGGCCUAGUUCGGACUGGGAUAACCCCGACGGUCUAAAGUAGGGGGUAAGAGUAAUGGGGCUAUGAAUGGUCCACACCAAGAUGUGCACUUGAUCAGGGCCGGUCUUAGGCCUUUAGGCGCCCUAUGUGAAAAAUCUUCACAGCGCUCCCCCAUCAUCCAUGUAUAGUGUGUGUGUAUAGGUGUGUAGUUAUUGUAUAGAGAUUUAUUACAUUAAUAAUGAUUUAAAAACUAUAUUCAUUCCUCCCCUCAUGUUGUUAGCUAGUUGGGAGAGGAGCAUGCUGAACUGAAUCUGGUCUGCCCCUCCGCUGGGUACAGACCAUGUGUAACUGUCUCGCAAGCUCAGGGACUUGCAGUGUCCUGUGGUAAUCUGCAGCGCUCUGAUUAUCCCGAGCUAGGAAGACACCUACUUUUGGUCUGCAGCCAACAGAAGUGCAGGCCAGAAUUGCCAGACUGCCUGCCCUACAUUAUAGAGGAGCAGAUUAAGUAUGUCACAUAAUAGGGAUGUGCAUGGGCAAAAAAAUCAGUUUGGGUUCCUAACCCUAACCCUAUCCCCUAACCCCACUCCUAACCCCUAAAAUAACCCUACCCCUAACCCAACCCUAACCCUAUCCAUACCCCAACACUAACCAUAACCCAACCCUACCCUAACCCAAAGCUAACCUCUACCCCUAAUGCUACCCAACCCUACCCCUAACCUCAACCUUCCUCUACCCCUACCCCUAAACCUAACCCCAACCCUAGUAGGAUUAGGGGUAGGGUUAGAGUAAUAGGUAGGGGUGGGUUUAGGGCUAGGGUUAGAUUUCUGUCAUCAUUCCCUUAAUUUUCCUUCCCUCUCCUCUUUUGCCACUUUUCAGAAAUCCGAAGCACUUCUGAAAUUCAGGACUUCUGCAGUUUGGGGAUUUGCCAAUUCGGGACUUCGGCAAUUCGGUUUGGUUCGGCACUUCCGAAAUUCGGCAAUUUGGAAGCAUCCGAAUGUCCGAAUUGCCGAAAUUCAUCCGAAUUUAAAUUCGGACCGAAAAAAAUUGCACAUGUCUAUCACAUAAUACUGUGAGUGGUUUUGCUUUGGAGCUCUGGAUUAUACUUAUUUACCUUGACCUCUUUGGAAUAAAAAAUUGUAGUAAUGCCCCUACUUCUCCAUUUAUCACAGAGCUCCACAACAAUAAAACUCCCAGAAAUGUGGAGCCCUGUGACAAGAUCAUACACUACACAACAAUACAACUCUAAGUAAUGUGUCUAUUAGUGUAUCACAGAGCUCCUUAACUAUAAAACACAGAGUAAUGUGCAUUUUAUAUACCAGAGCUCCACUGUAAUACACCUCACUAUAAUAUGAUGUAAUGAUUGUGUUGUCUGUGUAUGUGGUAGGCUUGAUGACUGUGUGUGAUAUGUAUGCUAUGUAUUAACUGUGUGUGAUAUUAAUGGGUGUAUUAACUGUGUGUGAUGUGUGUAUUGGUUGUAUGUGAUAUUUGUGCUGGGUUUAUUCACUGUGUGUGAUGGGUAUUUAAUUCAAAUAAAAAUAUGCAUUUAGGCCUAUGUGUGAACACAGGUGUAUAUUUUUGCAGAGUUAUUUGCACACAGUACUACAGUCAGAUGCACACAGUUAUACAUAUACACGGUAAAAUACACCACAUGCACACAGUCGCAGGCAGAUAGUCACAUACCCAGGAUCAGGCAGAAACACACAGGUAAAGGCAGUGACACACAUACACAGUUACAGGCAGAUAAAUACGCUCACACACAAUUACAGGCAGACAGCCACACAUACACACACACACACACAGGCAGACAGCCCCCCACACAAAGCCACACAUACUGUCUUCCACACACACAUACUUACUUACAGACAGUCACACACACACACACACCCACACAUACACACAGGCAGACACACACACACAGGCAGGCAGUCACACACAGACAACCACACAUACACACAGGCAGACAGCCACACACAUACACACACACAUACACACACACACACACACACACACACAGGCAGACAGACACACACACACGCAGCCACACAGACACACGCACAGGCAGACAGUCACACACAGGCAGUCACACACACAGGCAGACAGUCACAUAGACACACACAGGCAGACAGUGAAACACACAGACAGACAGCCACACACACAGGCAGACAAUCACACAUAGUUACCUCUGUUCAUUAUGGAGGAGUGGAGGCAGUUCAGCUCCUGGAGACUGGUUGUUGGGGAAGCAGGGACUCCUUCCUGCUUCCCCUGCAGCAGUUAGCCGGCACUUUUAUCUCUGCCCCCUGUCAUCAGUUUAGCUCUGUCCCCACCACACGGUAAGCUCCACCUCUGCCUCAAUAUUGUUUUUGUUUUGUUUUUUAUAAUCCUGGCUGGCCAUGUGUGAGCUGUAUCGGCUGCAUGGUGCCCCCUGCACAGGACGUCAGUAGACCACAGUGUCGUUCUCAGUUUUUCUCUGCCUGGGCACCUUUAAGAAAGUCAAAUACGAUGUAGCUAAAAGUAAGGGUGGUCCCUGAUUUGAGUGGGAGGUUUAGUGUGGUAUAAGCCUGUGUUUAGCUCAAAUUAGCAAGAGCUAGAAAGAAACAUGUCUGGCUAUCUUAGAUGCCCUCAUGCUGGUGAUAGAGAGAUACUUCACCCCGCCUGAUCUUUCUUGCUUUCUGCUGGAUUGUGUCACUGACUGUCUAUCCUAUAUUUAUGAUUAGAGGAGUUCACAAUUUCUAAAAUUCAACCUCUGCAAGACUGAACUCUUGCCUUUUCUCCCUUUUAUGUUAGGUCUGUCCUUGUUUCCCUUCAGGUCAACAAAGCUAUCAUAUCCUCUACCCCAUUGACACGUAAUCUUGGUGUGCUCUUUGACUCACCCUUUAUAUAAACUCUAUCACCAAAUCCUGUCACUUGGACCUUAAAAACAUUUCUCGCAUUUGCCCCUUUCCAACUCAGGAGCAACGAAAAUGUUUGUCCAUAUUCUAAUUGUUUCCUUCCUUGAUUGUCCUGUAUGUCAAACGGGUUUUGUUAGAAUUAAUUGUUCGUCUUGUUGUACAGUGCUACAUAACAUGUUGACGGUAUAUAAAUAGUUGCAAUUUUAAAAAUGAUAUCCAUUUAGCUGAGCUUCUGUUCUUCAGAUGAAAUGUUAAGGAUACAAACAGAGACGUCAAUAACUCUAGUUCUUCUCUUUUCUUAAAAAUGUAGGCGGAAAAUAUAAGCGAUGACAAAGAUGAGGAUGGGAUAACUUACGCCAUACUGAACACUAAUGCUUUAAAAAAGAAGAAUGUUUCACAAGACGUGCCUGUUGAGGAUGUCAGCGUGUAUGCAUUAGUCAAAACAGGAACUUACAAUUGAUCAAACAGUUCUAUUGUAUUUUUGUGUUUUUGUAGAAUGCCAGGUAAAUUGCUAAACUGUUUUGUAAAUAAAAAGAAGAAGAAGCAGAUGAUUGUGUACUUUAUUGUGAGGAAAUAGUUUCUUGCUUGUAAGCAUCUUUAAUGAAGUAAAGUAAAAUAGUUUUUCAUUUUAUUAUUUAUAGCCAAAUUAAACAAACCACUUAC